AUGGAGGGGGCUGAAAUUUUAAUAAGCAUGCGUGACGACCCUAGUCUUCAUGUGCGUUACAGGUAAGAAUAUUUACCUUUAUACUGAAAAACUUGUUACAAUCUAAAUAUGCCUGUUACAUUUCUCCCAGAAGACAUUACAAGAUUUAAAGAUCUCUACGUAAAUUGAUAUUUAUAAAAAUGUUUGAAAUGCAGAUAUCUUUAAUAAAGCAGAGAGAUGUUUAAAUCCUGGACUGCCAAGGUAUAGAUGUUGCUUUGUGUUGGAAAUUAAUUUUAAUAUUUUCUUCAUUAAACCCUGGUUUCUAGAACAUCUAGAAAGUAGUAUAUUAUCGUUAAAUUGUAACAUGCUUUAAAAACCCUGUGCAUUUCCUGUUAAUUGUAUGUAAAAUAUUGUUUAUAUGUGUGUAUUUGUAUAUGACCUCUUGAUACAUUAAACUAAAAGCUCUUCUUUUUAAUAGUAGUUGUAACUAAUGGUCUGUUAUUGAACAUAAUUGUAUUUUUGACUUCUGAAUUGUGACACUGUGUGUGUGUGUGUGUGUGUGUGUUCACUUAGCAUUGAGUUGUAUUAAAAUGGCAAUAACAAUUUUUUUUACACAUGCCCCCAAAUUUGUUUAAUACUAAAUUGACCAGUGUCAAUUCACCUAGUAAAUAAAUCCCAUGACUUUAUAUUUAAUUAUCAGGGAUGAUACUCUGGAUAUUUAUAUUGAUGUUGGUAUGACCUAACCUUUCAUUAUACAUACUUUACUGCUGUAUAUACUACAGGGGGAAAAAAUAUAUAUUCUUCCGAACAAGAAUAUAUAUUUGAUUCUGAAAUUAUACACAGUGGAUCAGCACAUUAGAGCACAGAAAAAUAAUAAAAACAGCCCACCUAAAAUGGGGGAAAAAAGGAUUAUCAUAAUAUGAUUAACCUCUGUGUCACACGUGUUGUGGUGUAACCAAAAAUAAGCCAUAUAUAAUUACAUGCAAUGAUUACUCUCCAUAUAUUUUGAUUCUCCAGGAAUUGUGUUGAUUUUACAUAAGGUCAGUGUACAGACUGUGAGAUUUGGCAGUAAUUAAUAGUCUUUUUGUGGGAUUUCAUAAGUGAGGUGUCUGUUGUAGAGAAGAGUCUUUAAAUAGGAACUGUCUUUUGAAUGCAUUGAGAUUUUGGUAAAAUUCUAAUGCAGUGGAAAGGGGUGAAAUAAUUUAAAAAAUAAUUUUUUAUAUAUAUAUAUAUAUAUAUGUAUAUGUAUAUGUGAACGCUUGGCACUCACCUCCAAAAAAAUAUAAAUUUUUAACUCACAUGCCUGGGUGCAAAUUGUUGGCGUCAAAUAUAUAAACAAAAAUAAAAAUCAAAAUGCACUCACAGGUCUUCUGGUUAAUAGGAAAACUGGUGCUUUAAUAAAUCAUCUGUGAUGUACAAAAAAAAAAAUCAAUCGACGUUUCGACCCUGCCGGGUCUUUUUCAAAAAGACCCGGCAGGGUCGAAACGUCGAUUGAUUUUUUUUUUUGUACAUCACAGAUGAUUUAUUAAAGCACCAGUUUUCCUAUUAACCAGAAGACCUGUGAGUGCAUUUUUAUUUUUAUUUUUUUUUAUUUUUGUCACACACACACACACACACACACUGCGGCCUCGGUUUACAAACGCCUCGGUUAACAUAAUUUUCGGUUUACAAAUGAAAAUCCAUCAAAAAUAAUGUCUCGGUUUACAAUUUUUUUUUUCAUAAUACAAAGCAAGUUUCCCCAGGAUGCAUUGCACCUGGGAGGUUUAUAGCACCGCCCUCUGCAUGCUGGAGCCUGUGGGUAGAACGUGGCGUCGACUGUGGAUGUAUUGGAGUGGCUUUUGCAUCGAGUUUGGGAGCCAUUCAUUAAAUUUUUGCAGUUGUUUUGGGACUUUUUAGUGCAUUUCUCAAGCUGUAGGAAGGGAGCUGAGCUUCGUUGUUUGCAUGCCUUUUAUUGUGUGUUCUGCAUUGUGGGUUGGUUUCCAUGCCAGCUCAUUUUGACUUUCUUCUGACCUCCAGAACAGAUUAAUUGGUUUCCAAUGCAUUCCUAUGGGAAACAGCGUUUCGGUUUACAAAUUUUAUUGCAAUAAGUGUGUGUAUGUAUGUGUGUGUGUGUGUGUGUGUGUAUAUAUUUAUAUAUAUACACACACACACACACACACACACACACACACACACACAGUAUCUUUUCCUGAGUUUCAAAGCUGUUGUAUACAGCAAAUACCGACUCAAAGGAAUGCAUGUUUAAAAUGGAAUGAGGCAAAAAUGUGAUUCUUUGUUAAACUAAUUUGCAUAUGCCCACCCUCCUUCCUUUUGCGGUGGUAACAUCACUGCAAAUUUGUGAUUUCUGUAGGAAAAGCAAUAUGGCUUGACUGAUGUGCAGAUUUUUGUUUAACAAUGAUAUAUACUUAUUGUACCCAUAUAUUUUUAUUAUAAACAUUAAAAACACUCACAGGAGUAGUUGGACGGAAGGACCCCGAUGUGAAAGUCUGCCGUUCACUGUGUAAUUCGUUCCUCAGCCUAGCAGAUGGGGAUAGAACGAUUUGGUGUGCGUUCCACUUUGUUCACCUGCAGUCCAAGAUUUAGAUCACUCCCAGUUUCAAAUAGAUUCUGCAUUCCUAAUGUUCCUAUUUUGUAAAGCAGUACUGAGCAUAUUCCAUAAAACUCCACACAGCAGGACAUCAUAGGCAUAGGAGAUUGUACAACUUCUUUAAAGCCCUUAUGUGCAGCUUUCCAGGCUAUUAUAGCUAUAUGUGACGAUACAGUUUGCUGAUGUAUAAUUAAGCAAAAAGAAAAUUGAUGCAGUUUGGGGUGGCCAGAAUGGGUUGGCUUAACUUUUUUUUUUUUUUUUCUUCUAUUUUAGUGGAACCAAAAAAAAAAAAAAAAAAUUUAAAUUCACCUUCCUAGCUUGAACUAACUGUUAGCUGAUGGAGCUGUCAUUUAUAUCCUUUUGUCCUUUUUAUAUAUUACAGAAGUUUUACUGAUAAAGUGUGUAGGGAGUUUUUUCUAUUUAGUAGGAAACCAUAUAGUUUGUCUGUAUGUAACUUUCAAGCAUAAUGUCCCUCUAAAAAAAGUUUAAUUAGAAACACCUACUUUAAUAUUUAAAAUGGCUAUUGCACAUUUCAAAAGUCUUCUUAAUAUUUGAUGAGUACUCUUGUUUCUAAAGAAUAGUAAAUAGCACUUGUAUAGAAUACAACCAAAUAAAUGUAUUGUAUUCAUUUUAUCUUUGUGUCUAACCUUUGCUAGACUGAUAAACCGGUGGUUAAGAAGACAUGGUAGUUUUAUAUUGUGAUGAGAGCAAUCUCGCCACAUUGCAUUGGAGAAGCCUGGUUGCCCGCCUGCUGCCUUUAGACUAUGGCCCCAUGUUGAAACGCUUGUUUUUCCUCUGCGGAGACACGAAAGCGGGUCAUUCGGUGCUGGCCCUGUUUGAGCGGUGAUACCCCAGAUAGCUAUGCCAUGGAGCCCAUUCGUAUAAUGAAAGACUAUGGGAAAGACUUUGGCUCCAUGGCAAUUGAACUGUAUGUGUGUGCUCUGAGCGCCAUUCUGUAAUAAUGUGCGCUCAGAUCUGAGCUAUCUGGGGAUAUGUUGAAUGUACCUGUUUUGUGCAAUGGCUGAACAGUUAUAUAUUUUUAUGUGUUUUAUUGUCUUUUGCUGCCAUGUGUUCAAUGGAGUUUUGCCUCUGUUUUUGGAGAUAAUUGGAUUACUUCCCAAUUAUCUCCAGGAUAUAAGACUCUAUGGAACUGGUUUUGGGCAGAAAAGCCAUGCUUCAUUUGGUCAUAAAGGACUACGAUCUAUCUUUUGAACCACUGGACCAAUUUGGAUGAUUUUGACAUAUGUUUGUAUUUGGAGUAUGCUGAUUCUGAAAAUGUAUACUUUUCAAGUUAUGAAUAAUGUGGAAAAAUUGUAUUUCUCUGCUUGUUAUAAUUACAUUACCCAUUGUGUAAGGUAAUUGUAUCACAGGCAGAGGGGAGGAUUUUGUGUGGGAGUGUCUGAGUGUAUUGUAUGUGUUUAUUGGUUGUGUUCCAAAACCCUGUGGGUGGUACUAAUGUGUGUAUAUAAGAACAAUAAACCCACAGCUCUGUCUGUUCACUGCUUAACCCUCAACACGGAGCUUUGUCUCGUUCUUGGGGGGAUUUAUUGUAUGCUGUUCCAGUUCGACUGCUUGGAGUGUAAACCUAUUCGUAUGGUUUUUCCUAUUCGGCUGUUUACAGCAUUCAUAUGGUUUCCUGUUCGGCGGAUUGGUGUUCUGCAGUAGCUGUGCCUGUGUCUCUGGAAGGGAAGAUCUACUAAAUGGCGGUUUAACCCUUUUAUGCCUGGGGGUGCCGUAACAUAUAUGAUCUAAUUUUAUUUAUUCUUUUUAAUUUUCAUAUAUUAAGCAUGUAGUUCUAUUUGGGGAAGUCUUAUGAAGAAUUAAACGACCGCUAACGUCACCAAGACCACUUAAUCUCAAUACAGUGUUCUGGGUGCGGUGGGCCUGCCAUUUUUAACUCUCCAACAUAAAACAUUGUAGAAUUUGCAGUGUAAUACCUAUCAUACAACCACUGGAGGCGCUUCUGCAACACUGACAAAGUAAAACUGUCACAUGAGUUUACAGCUCAUAGAAAAGCAUUGAAUCCAUUGCAGAGGAAGUCUUGGUGCUGGGGUGAUGGUAAGUAAAAAUCUGCAGGUAGAUCACAAUAGCAAUAAAAAUACAGGUUUGUGUUCCUUUCAUAGAACACUCUAGCCUCGCCUCCAUGGCUAAGAUCAUAAAUCCAUGGUUUGUUUGUUUGACCCCCUUAAAUAUGCUUAUUUCACAGAGGUCUCCUAGUAAGCAUAUAACCAACCUCUGUAAUGCCAAAUCCAUCCACCAGGAAAAUGCCAAAGGCACUUGACCUUCCAGGCUAGUUAACACUGGGGAUUGACCGCAACUUAGUUGGUAAAUUGAGUAUUAGCAUCUAUUCAAAUUACUGGAAGAAUCUGAUUGUUAAAAAAAAUAAAAAAUGUAAUGUUUAACCUCUUCAGGACCGUCCUCUGCAUUUUUGCGUUGCCGACAGAGGGUCCUAACUUGUCCUAACGGAAAACGGGCGGCGGGAGCGAUUGGAGAUCACUUCCGCCGAAAUCCCGUUGUUACUAUCUGCCCGGCAUCCCAGGCAGAUAGUAACAGCCAAUUGCGGCAUGUGAGCGAUCCGCGAUCGCUCACAAUUGGCUGGUGUCAAAGUGGGUGUUACAAACACUCACUUUGAAACUGAUCUCUGCCUCUCUCCCCUCUGUAGCGUUUUGUGAGGCGAGAGAGACAGAGAUUGUGAUAUAUUGUUGCAGCAGAAGUGUUCCAGAGUUUUCAGUAUGAAUAAAAAAGUAUCAGCAGUGAAUAAAAAUCCCCUUUUAACCCUUUCCCUGACAGAUGUUACAGACAGUGCAUUUGUACUGUCUGUAUUUUUUUUUUUUUUUGCCCUUAAGGGUUAACUUUAUUUUUAAAAUCUGUGUCUUAGUUUGUCAGUUUCCUUCCCCCAGAUCUCCUUUAGAUUCUUCUAACAGGAGUUAGUUUAGGAAUUACUGUUUUAGUCUGUUUUAGUAAAAAAUAAAAUAAAAAAAUGUGUGUGUGUGUGUGUGUGUGUGUAUAUAUGUAAUAUAUAUAUUUAGAUUGUGUGUGUGUGUGUGUGUGUGUGUAUAUGUAUGUAUGUGUGUGUAUAUAUAUAUAUAUGUGUGUGUGUGUGUGUAUGUAUGCAUUUUGAUUUUUAUUUUUGUGUGUAUAUAUAUAUAUAUAUAUAUAUAUAUAUAUAUAUAUAUAUUAAUUCAUUCCAAUAAAUGGAUAGCACUCCAGGGUCUUUCAGAUGAAAAUAAAAUGUGACUUUUAAUUCAUGUUAAAAAUAAAAAAAUACAUCGUUUUGGCUCUCCUCUGGAGCUUUCUUCAGGAGAGGAGAGCCGAAACGUUGAUGUAUUUUUUUUAUUUUUAACAUUAAUUAAAAGUUAAAUUUUAUUUUCUUCUGAAAGACCCUGGAGUGCUAUCCAUUUAUUGGAAUAUCUACAUAAUUGUGUUGAAUCAGCACUGGGCAAUAUUAGUAUCGCAAGCAUUUUUGGAUUUUGAGAGAUAUAUUAGGAUACCAUCUGGAAGGAGAUUGCUACCCAAUUUAUUGAUACCAAUCCAGAUAGCAAUGCAGUCAGGGAGGAGCGUGUUUGGCAUCCCACAGAUGUCGCUGAAAUUAAAAAAUUCUGGGCUCUUACAAUUCUCAUGGGGAUUAUAAAGAAGCCAUCAAUUCGCUCUUACUGGAGCACCAACCCAAUCUGUUCUAGUCCAGUGUAAUCCCAACCAUGUCUAGAACAAGAUAUGAGCUGCUGCUGAGAUACUUACAUUUCAAUGACAAUACCCUCUGUCACCCCAGAGAUCACACCCAAUAUGAUAGGCUUCAUAAAAUACGCCCACUGGUAGACCAUCUUCAGCACAAAUUUACUGAAGUUUAUACUCCUCAAAGAAAAUGUAUCUAUUGAUGAAUCGUUAAUGAAAUAUAAAGGGAAAUUCGGAUUCAAACAAUACAUCCCCUAAAAGUGCUUUAGGUAUGGCGUAAAAUUCUACAAACCGUGCGAGAGUGAAAGUGGCUAUACAUUUGCCUUUCGUGUAUAUGAGGGGAAAGAUGGUCAACUGGACCCUCCUGGCUGUCCUGACUCUUUGGGGACAAGCGGGAAACUUGUUUGGGACCUACUGAUCCCCUUGUUCAAUAAAGGUUACCACCUUUAUGUGGACAAUUUUUAUAGCAUUGUCUGUUUGUUUCAAACUCUUUAGGGUUUCUAGAUACUGGCCUGUGGCACUGUGAGAAUAAAUGCAAAGGAUUUCCCCAGACCUUUUCUGGAGGCCAAAUUAAAAAAAAAAAAAAAGUGAAUGUAAAGGUCUGCACAAAGCUAAAGUGCUUGCAAUAAAAUUUAAGGACAGGAAGGAUGUUAAUAUACUAACCACCAUCCAUGACGAAAGCAUGUCAGACGUCACUGUCCGAGGCAGAGUACAGACCAAACCUGUUUGCAACAGGGCUUAUAAAAUGCACAUGGGGGUGUUGAUUUGGCUGAUCAGCUGAUGCAACCAUAUCUUAUCUUAAGAGACAAAAGCCUGGUAUAAAAAGGUGGCUAUCUACCUGAUGCAAGUAGCAACACAUAAUUCAUUUUUUUUAAUUCAGAAAGAACCACCUUUCUCCAAUUUUAGUUCAAGCUGAUUUCCACAACAAUUUAUGGAGAUGGUCAAGUUCCAACAACUGUGCCAGAGGAGUACAGACAUUUUAUUUUUAAGAUACCAUCAACUACAAAAAAAAACAAAUCCCCUGAAACGUGGCCGGGUCUGUUUAUAAAAAAGGGAAAAGGACAGACACCCCUCUGCACUGUGUGGUGGUUUUUUUUUUUUUUUUUUGUGAAAGCAGCCAAUUUUAGUUAGUCAGUUUGCUUUCCCCAAAUCUCCAGUUAGAUUCUUUUUGCAGGAGUUAGUUUAGAGAAAGCUGCUAAAGGUGCAUGUGAUACCUGCACAUUUGGUUAAAAAAGUUUUUUAUGGUAGUAACAUAUAACUGGCUGGCCAAAACCAGAUGACGUGUGCAUAAAAAGCAGAAUUCAAAAAUUACCACCAUGCGCGUUCUCUGAAAUAUUUGUUUAGCAGAAUGGUUGGGGGAAGGAUUUGAAAACACCCCAUAUACAAUACCCUGGAAUGUCUACUUUAUAAAAAUAUAAACUUUCAUGAUGUUAACAUUAAUUGGGGGAGGCAAGAAUAUGCCAAACUGAAGAUAGGCCAAGCAUACCUAUAUAUCAAGUUGAAAAACUGUAUGUACAAGUCUCGAUUGUGGCCUUUUAGCCCCCAAACAACCCAGCAAACCAAUGCAUGGGUGAGAUCACUGUACUCAGGAGAUGUUGCUGAACACAUAUUGGGGUGUUGUUUGGCAGUGAUACAUAAAAGGAUCUGUUAAUUCAUGCCUAAAGUACUACCCAAAAGUUUGCCAAAGGCUGGUGGUAGAAUUAUUGCAUGAAAAGUGUUAAACUACCACCAUUUAAAAAAACCCUGAGUUGCCUAAUUUUCUAAAAUAUAUGGUUUGAUGGGGGUAAAAUACAUUGGCCCAAAUAGGACGGGGGCGCAGGUUUACUACAUGUCAAAAUUCCAAGUUGGAAAAUGGAUAUGUGCACCUGCCAAAUGUGGCCUUUUAGCUCCCAAACAACCCGACAAGCCUAUGCGUGGGUGGUAUCCCUGUACUCAGAAGUUGUUGCUGAACAUAUAUUAGUGUUUUUUUUUUGUUUUUUUUUAUCUUUGACAAUUUUUAUUGAAGUUUUAUUAGUGUGUUUUUUGGCAGCAACACAUAACAGGAUCUUUAAGUUUAUACCUGAAUUGCAAUGUAUGUGACAAAACAACAAAAAACUACCUAAGCAAAGUUUGGCAAAGACUAGUGGGAAAAUGGCUGCAUAGAAAGCGUCAAAAUAUCCUUCGAUGAAUACCCUGGGUUGUCUACUUUAAAAAAAAAUAUAUAUAUACAUGUGGAGUGUUUUCCAGAGAUUUAGGACAGAUAAUAGUGUUACAAUGUCACUAUUGAUAAAUUUUAAAAAUGGAUGUUUUGAAACCACAAUAUGCUACUUGUACUUAUAGCCCUAUAACUUGCAAAAAAAAAAAAAGCAUGUAAACACUGGGUAUUUUUAAACUCAGGACAACAUUUCAAAUCUAUUUAGCCGUUUUUUUUCAUUAGCUUUUGUAGAUGAGUAAGAUUUUUCAAGUAAAAGUCAAAAAGUCAGGUAUUUGUUUUCAAUUUUGCAUCUUUUUUUUUUUUUUUUUUAAAUUAAAUUACAUGAGAUUACAUAAAUAAUGGUGUGUAAAGAUAGCCCUUUUUGUCCUGGAAAAAAAAAAUAUAAUUUGUAUGGGAACAGUAAAUGAGAGAGCGGAAAAUUACAGCUAAACACAAACACCACAAAAGUGUAAAAAGAGGCCUGGUCGCAAAUGUACAACAUCGCAAAAACAGUCCAGUCCUUAAGGGGUUAAAUAUUGAUUUGUUUACCAACAUUUCUUCCAGUUCAGGGAAAAUUUCCUCAGUGUAGCCCAGUUCUUCUCUGGUGAAGUCAUCAAGACUAACUAAUUUUGUCCAGUCAGAUGUCCAUAAAGAAGCAUUGAUGAAGUGGUGUUUCCAUGUCCCUGUUUUAACCCUGCAAGUGAAAGUCGAGACAAUGUUUAAAAGCCUCUAGUUGUGGUUGUCACUCUGACAGCUGCUGGAGGCACCUCCUUCCAAAUAGAUGAGUGAAACUCUUUCUAUCAGAGUUUAGCAGUGUCUCUAUUUGGACGUGCAUGCUCACUAGUCUCCCAAUGCUUUACUAUGGGAAAGCAUAGACAAGUAAAAUAGCUUUAUUUUGUAGAAACUGGUGGGGGCAUUCGCAUAACUGGUUAGAACGUCACUAUAUCAUUAGAAAUACAUGUUUUUGUAUUUCUAACGCUGUAGUGUCCCUUAUAAUAGGGAGGGGAAUAACACUAUCUUUCAAGUAACAUCUCUUCUUCCUUUUUUUCCUUUUAUGUAAAUGAAUGAGGCAGUUUUGACAGAUAAGUGUUGACCAGUUCAACCUCACUUUAAACAUGUCAGUCAAUUGUAAGCAUUUUUGUUCAGAUCACAGAACCAAUGCCAUUGAUGAACUAAAAAAAAGCUAGCAUUGUGACUAGAUUUAUAUUCGUAUAAUGUGACUAAUAAUUAAGAAAAUAGAACAUUUAUAUGAACCUGUGAUACUAAUUAACUGUGUCAGUUAACAUGUGGUGGCCAGGGCAGACAGCCUAGGAGAAGAUUAGCUGAGAUUACUCAUGUUGUGGUUUUAAUCUUAACCUAGUUCCUGAUGGCAAAGCAUAUUUUCCAAUGCUUUCCACCUUUCCCUUCUACAUUAUCUGAGAAUACAAGGGAAAGUACAGGUUUUUUAUUUUUGGGGGGGUUUUUUAUUUCUCUUCAUGACUCGGACCAAUCUUUCAUAUCUCAGCUAAGUGGAAUGGAUUGUUUAUUGGAACAUUUACACAUUCCUGGCCUUAAAACUAUUGUUUAGCUUUCCGUGAUGAGACGGUCCAUCAUGUCAUUUUGCUUAGGUUGUGGAAAAGCUCCAAGGUAGCGAUUAUACGGUUAUUUUUAUGUUUUGUGUGAUAGAAUAUUUUAACCUGAUGUACCGGUAUAUUUGUUACCUGGAGUUCAGCAUAAGUGUCUAAGUUCAUAUUUUUGAUAAAUGUUGGUUUUCUAACAUCUGUUACUACUGGUGCAUAGAUUAUGAAACCCUUUUUAUUAGUGUCUUCUAGGUCCUGUCUAUGUGAAUUUUAUACAUGGGAUCUAUUCACCAACUUUUAAGUGUGUGUGUAUAUAUAUAUAUAUCUAUAUCUCAUGCAGUUUUAUGAUUUUUGUAAAGAAUAAGAGCAGGCCUACAGGAAUAAAAACAGCUGGUUAUUUGUACAUAAUAUAAAUUCAUAUACAUGAUGCAUUGUCUCUCCUCAUGUUAAUAAUUUUUCCUUUUUCUUCAUUGUAAUUGUAGAAUAGGUGUACACCUUUAAAUAGUAUGACUAUUGCUUGAUACUGUGUGUGUAUAGUGUGUGUGUGUAUAUAUAUAGUGUGUGUAUAUAUAUGUAUAUGUGUGUGGGUGGGGGUUGUGUGUGUGUGUGUGUGUGUGUGUAUAUAUAUAUAUAUAUAUAUAUAUAUAUAUAUAUGUAUUUUAAGAAAAUGCAACUUUAUGAUUUUUGUAAAGAAUAAGAGCAGGCCUACAGGAAUAAAAACAGCUGGUUAUUUGUACACAAGAAACAGGAAUUGCUUGUAUUCUUGUAAAGGAAAACAAACAGUUAUUGUUUAUAUACAUGGUCUCUCCUCAUAUGUUAAUUUUCCUUUUUCUUCAUUGUAAUUGUAGUAUAGGUGAACACCUUUUUAAACGUUAUGACUAUUGCUUAAUUGUGUGUGUGUGUGUGUGUGUGUGUGUGUGUGUGUGUGUGUGUGUGUAUAUAUAUAUAUAAUAUAUAUAUAUAUAUAUUAAUUAUACACAUACAUACAGGCUAAUAUGUAUUAGCCUGUCACUGGGAUUUUGCUCAGUGGUUAAAGUGCAGUCAUGGGAAGGAAGGUGUUCUCAAAGUGGCCCGGUCUGUUGCAGAACACCACACAAAGGCACAUGGGUAAAGUGAUGAUGAUUUCACCUAAAUUUUGUGUAUCAUUAGGAAGUGCCUAACCUGUGCAAUGAAUGGCUUGUUUGGUUUGUUCAGCAAUCAGGCAUAGCAACAGAAACUCAUUAACUUCAUUAUUUCUAUAUACAAGUACUGGCCAGACUUGAUGUGUCAAAUAAGCUUGUUUUUGUUAUCACAUUACUUCAGUGUGACAUAUCAUCACUGGUGGGAACAUUAUUAAAUACAAAUUUCUGUUUAAUAAAUGUUUGAAAUGUGAAUGUUCCAGAUUUGUUUUUAUACAGAAUUUCAAAAUGUUAUGUGACCUCUUCUGACUCUCUGCUCCAUGUUUUGCAAUGUUGAUACUGUUGUUUAUUAUUCAUGCAUUGAGAACUUUGCAAGUGAGAUCCAUGCUGUUUCAUAGUUGAGACCUCAUUAAUCAUUUAGAUUGCUUGACAAAUGUAGCACUAUGGUGUUUUAAUCCAGUAAGCAGUGAAUUAUUUGACUGCAUUGCACAUAGGAUGUUACCUGUUGCAAAUCAUUCUGUAAUUUAUUACUUCAAACUGUAAAUCUGCAAAUUUAAGCGCAGUCUAAUAAAAGUUAAAUCUUUGUUUUAAGAAUGGAAGCAUCGUGUCUGGAGCUGGCAUUAGAAGGUGAGCGUCUGUGCAAAGCUGGAGACUGUCGUGCCGGAGUAUCUUUCUUUGAAGCAGCUGUUCAGGUCGGAACAGAAGAUCUGAAAACCCUUAGCGCUAUAUACAGCCAGCUAGGCAAUGCGUAUUUCUACCUCCAUGAGUACAAUAAAGCUUUGGAGUACCACCAUCAUGACCUGACUUUAGCAAGGUAAUUUUGGGCCGUAGCAGAAAAAUUGUGCCAUUCUGCUCUGAUUGGUGGUGGGAUGCAUUCUUAGAAAUGUAGAAAAUUAGACGUUGUCUUCUAACCAAAAGGUUGUCCAAUAUAAGGCAAACAUAACAUAAGUUUGUUAGACUUUAAACCACCAAGGGUGGCCUUGCUUGUUUAGAUUAGUAGCACUACAAGACCCUGCGGUUAACUGUGAGACUGCCAAUUUUUAAUUGGAACCUUGAACAGAUUGCUUUGACUGCCUGGAUCACUUAGUCCUUAGGGGUUAAGGACUCUUAACUCCUUAAGGACUAAUGGAAUUAAAGCUUGUUUGGAGUUCCCCAGUUUUAUGAGUUGGCUACUGCAUUAUUAAAAUAUUUUUUUUCCAUUCUGUGACAUUUGCUGUUCUAAUAUACAGGACUCAAAAAAUAGCUCUUUUUGCUAAUUGGCUGCAUAGUUGAAGACAUUGAGUAAAGGGUAAAAUUUUUUUACUUUUUUUACACUGAGAGUUGGUCUCUUGCGGAAUCAUAUACGAUUUUUGAAGCUAGUGUGUCCCUGAACCUGGUUUGCAUUAUUUGCUGUGAUACAUUAUGCUGUCACGCUUAAGAAAAGCCCUUACAGGAGCUGAUAGUUGUAGGUGGGUUCUUAAUAAGAGUGGUGUUUUGGAAAUUUGACUGCAGGAUCUUUUUUAUUUUUUUUUUUAUUUUUUUUUUUAACCUGUCUCUGCCCUAGUCUACAGUCAGGAAAUCCUAAAAUAAAAAAGUAGUUAAAUUCUGACUGAACCACGAUUUUAUUAUUAUUCAACAUUGUCUUGGAUUGUUCAACUCGUUACAACCUGGGAACCAAAAGAUUAAUUAAAAUGUAAAUACUCUACUGAGACGUCAAGAUAUUGAGUUAUUGGAUGCAAAAUACUGUUUUAUUCGAGUAUAAAUGGAUCUGCCUGAUCUUAGAAACCAUUUGAUCCAACUGUGUUCAGAAUAGGAUCUAGAAAACCUGCGUUGUAUGCAGUAGUUUUCUAGAAUUUCAAUUAGUUUAAUCUCACAGAUAUUACAUUUUUGUUUUGCAGGACUAUUGGAGAUAGGCUAGGAGAAGCUAAAGCUAGUGGCAAUCUUGGCAAUACUCUAAAGGUUUUGGGUAAUUUUGACGAAGCAGUUGUUUGUUGUGAACGUCAUUUGGAAAUUUCACUGGAACUAUAUGAUAAGGUAAGUGGUCAAAAUAUAUUGGGUUCUUCAAAAGAAUGUAUUUCAAGAUGUGGUAAAUGUAACUGUAACUGUAAAUGGCAUCCCAAGUUAUGUGCUUUUGAAAAUAUUAACUCCCCAAUUACAGUAAUAUUUAAUAUAUUGAUAAUACCAGAUUGUACUCAUCACUUGAGAGGUGGGUAUUUAAUUGUACCAUGCAGGCAGUAGCAGUUGGUGGUGAACACAAUUUGAAACAAAAUUACAGGAUGUGAUUAUAAAACUACAAUGUAAUUUAUCUUCACUGUAUUUUAGGUUGGUGAGGCUAGAGCUCUUUACAACCUUGGGAAUGUGUACCAUUCAAAGGGAAAGAGUCUGGCCUGCACUGGGACUCGGGAUCCAGGGGAGUUCCCAGAAGAGGUGAAAACUGCUUUACAGAAAGCUGUAGAUUAUUAUGAGUAAGUUUAACCUUUUACGGAGUAAAUAAUUAUCACUGUUCUCAUAAAAUAAAUUAGACCUGUUAUUAGGUAAAUUGAGGGUGCUCUUGCUUAUGCUUUUUUUUUUUUUCCUUUUAAUCAGUUCAGCAUUACUCACAGACUGUUUUAUUGAGAAUCCACAUGGUUUUUAGAUUGUUCUUAUUCAUAUUCACUUGCUGCCUUUGUAAAUAAUGUUGUGUUGAUUUUACUUUUUAAAAGCAAACUUUAAGCACCAAUUACUUAGUUUAUUGAAGAAGCUUUGGUACAGAGGUCUUGUCCCUGCAGUUUUACUGCUCAAUUCUCUUCUAUUUAGGAGUUGAAUCGCUUUGUUUAUACAGCUCUAGUCACAACUUAUUUUAUUUAUUUUUAAAUUCUUUAUUUUUGUAGUGCAUAGCGUAAGAUACAAAAGUACUUAAACAUUUCUUAAUAGUAUACACAUCAGAAUAAUGGCAAGGUCAUAUCAGUAAAUGUCUAGAUUACUGCACUUUUUUCUUUUUUAUAAUAGGCAUAAUAUAGUUGUGACAAGGCAAUAAAAAGCAAAAUAUGUAAUCACAUGAGUAUGGACAUAUGUCCACAAGAAUACAGAGAGCUUACUUUGGCCAUAAGUCACAAUAAGGUUAGUCUACACUCAAGAUCUGAAAAUAGGCGAAAAACAAGGGAAAACUUGAACGAGCGUCAAGAAGGACAUAUCAUGGUAUAAUAAUGGGCAUGGCUAACUGGUAGCCAUGAGGCCGCAUCGAUGCAAAGCUUGGCUGGAUAUUUAGGCCCAGGUGGCUAAUCAAUAGAGGAGUUCAGCCUUGAAGCCAAGUUGCCUUGUGAGAUUAAGUAGCCAAGUAGGGUUACUACAUUUAUUUUUGACGUGCAUGAUAGUAACGGGCAUUCUCGCUAUGCCACAAUAGCAAAAGCUAGACAAGUAUUAACAUUACGCCUAACAGUGUAGGCAUAUAGGAAGAACUGCGCACAUUUUUUGGUUUACAAAUCAAGAGGGGUGCAAGUUUAAAACAUAGAUAUAGUAUAAUAGAAAAAUAUCAAGUUUGAUCAACUAGUUGGCACCAAAUAGUUACCACUGGGUCAAUAUAGGAUGUCCUAGCAUGUAGGCAUAAAAACGAAAGACUAAUAUCUAAACAAUACGACUGAAUCUAUUGUACUACAAGCAGUGUGGGAUUCUAUAUCUGCUGUCUCUUAUAGAGACUUUGUUAUAAAAAGGUUGCAAUUGCUACCGUGAGCAUGUUUAUUGACUGGAGGGUGUUGCCUAGGAAAUUAUAUCAACUGACAGAUCGGACAUCAGCUCAAAACAUAACAUAAAAGACAGGCAUUUUCACGUGUCACAUGAACUCAGCUAGGUGGCAGCAGAACAUUCGUUUUCAAUGCUUGCUUCUCAGCCAACUCCUAUGUGUGGCAGGCUUGACAGCUAUUCAAGGAGAUCAUUAUAGAGCCCCUGCUGUGUUGGGCUGGGGGUGUCUCUGUGGUUGCAUUGAGUGUCUUGAUGAAGACACAGGAGAUGUAUAGUCCUUUAAGAGGUAGUUCUGAAUAAGCAAAAUAAUAGAAGUCCACAGGCUCUUGCAAGUCUCACAGGGUCCCAUCUGGGUGGCAGUAGAUCUUCCCUUUCCAGGCUUGUUAAUCCUCCACUAUGAUGCUUGGCAUGCUUAUUAGCUGUUUGGAGAGUGCGCCAGUUAGAUCAGUUUUGUGGCAUGAUUACAUUGCUCCUACCAGGGGUCGCAUGUUGCAGACCAAGGGUCUGGUCCUGCACUCUCCCCGGUGCAAGGAAACUGUGGAAUCGUCGCUGGAUUUGCUUUGCGGUCGCCCGUUGAGGUGGAUGGUGUGAUUGCUCCUCCCAGGCGCUCUAUAAAGCUGAAGCUGUUGGGGAUGAGCCUCUGCUAUCUUGCAAGGUAGGCUGUUAUUGUUCAGUGCCACCUAUUCUCUCCACUUCUCUAGCUCUCCGGUGGGGACCGGAAUAAUGCCACUGGGCGGCGGAGGGGAACGGGACUGGUAAGCAUCUCAUUAAGCCGGUGUCUGGCAGCUGGGAAUGUAGACAGGGCAACGGUCGUCCACCCGCUCCCCUCCCAAGUAGGCCACAGCAUCUGAAGCUCUGUGCUUCACUUGGGGGACUCAAAACUCCAGAUCUCGGGGCCGCUGUCUCUUCCACCGCCGUGUGGAAGUCUCUUGGGCUCUUUUCGAGUACCAGAGCUGCAAAUUGUAGCCUAAGAGGCCAGAUUCCUCAGGAGCCUCUCGUGCAUGCGACCGGUCAGCAUGGCGGUCCCGCCCCGCCGUUAGUCACAAUUUCUGGUUAUUUGUCUCAGCCUCCCUACACAGCCUGAAAAAGAGUUAAUUUUUUUUGUAGCUUUUCUUAUUGCAUAUGUGUUUAUAUUGGAAUUCCUUAUAUCCUGUCUGCUAGAGCCUGCAACAGCCUCUUGUGCAUGAUUAAAGUUGAAUUAAAAAAAGGAGAUAAGAAAAUCUAAUGUAAACACACUGUGCUGUAGGAUCUGAUUUGAAAAUUAAACAGUUUUCUUAAUAGAGGCCAUGUCACAACCAGUGGAUGGCUAUUAUUAUACAUACAGAUGGCAUAGAAUUGAGCAGUGAGACUGCAUGGACAUCCUCUCUGCAUUAGAACUGCUUCAUUAAGCAAAAUGUAUUUUGGUGCUUAAAGCAUCCCAUUAAGUUUACAAAAAUCAAUAAAAUCAAACCGGAAUUUGUAUCUAUAUAAUUAGCUACAGAUAUUGGUGUUUUGUUUUUUUUUUGUUUAUGUUUUUUUUUUUUUUUUUACAGCACUAUGACACAUACUUAUUUUUUUAAACUUUUUUUUUUUUCUUUCCCCUAACAUUUUUAUUGAGAAUACUAGGCUACAGAACAAUGAUUGUGUGUCAGGUUGAACAUAAAUUUUAAAUCACAUUGAUAGUUUCUACAAUACAGGCAUGCACCUAGUAUCAGCUUGGGUUAAGGUUUAGGAUUGCCCACAAUGGUUCAAAACAUAAAUCCUAGUGUGAUUUCUUAAAGGGACACUAGUCUUGGUCUAGUCUUUUGUCACCAGAACUACAACUUAAUGUAGUGGUUCUGGUGUGUUUAGUAUGUCUGCAGGGCUUUUUCCCUACUUUUUCAUUUUAUUCUUUUCUUUUUUUGCUAUUUUUUUUUUGUUUUGUUUUUUCCUUUUGUGAUCUUUUUUUAUUUUCGUGGAGAAUAAAUACAUUUAUCGUUAAGCAUCUAUUAUUUGUGAGUGUGGUAUUAUUCUUUAGCUUUGUAUAUAAUUAGGGGUAUCUUUUAGAGUGUAUGCCCCAAUGAGGGUGCCAGUACCGCAUUUUUUUGUUUUUGUUUUUAUUUUUACUCUUUUUUUAAAAAAAAAUUUCCACAGGGCAAACUUAUUAAUUGUAACCGAUCUGGGCGACCGAGCAGCUCAAGGGCGUGCUUAUGGAAACCUUGGAAACACGCACUACUUACUUGGAAACUUCAGAAAGGCUGUCAUGUCUCAUGAGCAGGUAUGUUCAUCAUUUGAAAAAAAUGUCUAAUGCAUUUAACAUGUUGGAUUCAUCAAAUUACAAGCUCUCGUGCUGGAACAUUCAAGCCAGUUAGAAUGAAAAGAUUACAAAAUAAAAUAUGCAUAAUUUUAAGAUUGUUUCAACUAGGUUUUAACCAGCAGUUCUUACUCUUUAGUCGCAUUUCAAAUAUUUAGCAUAUAUAUUUACAUAGCUGAAAAGAGACUUAUGUCCCUCAAGUUCCGCCUUCUUCAGAUAUGUUUUUACUGUCGAUCCAAAAGAAGGCAAAAAACCUAGUCUGAAGAGCUUCCAAUUUUGCAACAAACUAGGAAAAAAUUCCUUCUUGACCCCAAAAUGGCAGUUCGAUAUCUCUUUGGAUCAAGCAGCUAUUACCCCACUAAUUAGAAAUUUUAUCCCUGGAUGUUAUGUUUUUGUAAGUAUUUAUCCAAUUGCUGUUUAAACAUCUGCAUGGACUCUGAUAAAACCUCUUCGGGCGGAGAAUUCCAUAUCCUUAUAGUUCUUACUGUUAAAAAACCUUUCCUUUGCCUUAGAUGAAAUCUCCUUUCUUCCAGCCUAAAUAGAUGACCUUGUGUCCUAUGUAUAGCCCUGUUUAUGAAUCGAUAAACCAGAUAAUGGUUUGUACUGGCCCCGAAUAUAUUUGUAUAAUGUUAUCAUAUACCCUCUGAGGCGCCGUUUUUCCAAACUAAAGAGAUUAAAAUUUUGUAACCUUUCUUUGUAACUGAAGUGCUCCAUUCCUUUUAUCAAUUUUGUAUGAUCAUAUAAACAAGUGUAAAGAGAAUAAAAAAACUCUCGCCAUAUGAAAAAGAAAUGCGUUUGCUAGAUGUUAUUACACUUAAAUAUUAGGCUUGUUGGUAAUUUUAUGUUCUACCUAUACUAUAUAACUUAAAUACAAAUAAAGAGUAUCAAGUAUACUUGCAUCAAAUGAACAUAAACAUUAUCUACAAGUCUCAUACAUACAUACAUACAUACAUACAUACAUACAUACAUACAUACAUACAGGUAGCAUUAUUGGCUCACAAAUAGAAUUAAUUUAUUUUUUAUUAUUUACAGCGCCUUCUAAUUGCCAGAGAGUUUGGUGACAGAUCGGCAGAAAGAAGGGCUUAUAGCAACUUGGGAAAUGCGUUUAUCUUUCUUGGUGAAUUUGAAAUGGCAGCAGAAUAUUAUAAGUAAGAAAUUAUUUUAUUUUAUUUUUCCUUUCACUCCCACUCUUGGAAGCAUUGGAAUUCACAAUCACUAAUAAAGUCAAUAAUCUGAAUUGGAUUCAAUAAUAUAUAAAAUGUUUGUGUUACUGGUGAGAUUUGGUUAUUACUUUAUAGACAGAUUUUAAUUUCAAAAUGGCUGUUUUUUCCUAGACCGCCAUUUUUUGCUUAAUCUGCAGAGCGGGCUUGCUAAUGAAUAUAUUAUGUUUUGAAGGUUAGUGAGAUUUUUCUGCCAAAUAUAGGUCUUUACUAUUUGCUAGUUUUUUUUUUGUUUUUUUUUAGCAUCAAUAGUGUAGUUGUUGAUUCAGUAAACCAUAACCAGUUUGUUUUGAGGUUUUACUGGCCAGUGUCGGUUUGUAGCUGAUGAAUGCAUUUUAUAACUGUAAAGGGUUUUAAUUGCAUUAUAUACAGUGCAGUAAAUAUAAUACACUCUACUUACUAUAAAAAAAACUGGGAUGAAAAUGUUCACUAGUUCACACAUGGCUUUGAUUUGACUUGUGUAGUUCACUAUUGCUUAUCCAUAUAAUAUUUUAAGCUCGCAACAUUUCAAAAAUGUUUUUUUAUUUUAUUUUUUUAUAUACAUACCAAUGUAAACCACUACAUGUAAAAUAACUAGUCAGUGGUUAGACUCUAUCAUUGAGAUUGUAGAAAGAUGCUGAAGAAUAAACAGCUUGUAAUUAAAAGUGUGCUCAAUGGUAUUAAUGAGUGAAAAUAUAUACAACAAGUGGACUUGCCCCUAUUUUCAAUUGGAGUAUGCUCUCAUUAAAGGGACACUAUAGUCACCUGAACAACUUGAGCUUAAUGAAGCAGUUUUGCCCCUGCAGCCUAACUCUGCUCAAUCCUCUGCCAUUCAGGAGUUAAAUCCCUUUGUUUAUGAACCCUAGUCACACCUCCCUGCAUGUGACUUGCACAGCCUUUUAUAAACACUUCCUGUAAAGAGAGCCCUAUUUAGGCUUUCUUUAUUGCAAGUUCUGUUUAAUUAAGAUUUUCUUAUCCCCUGCUAUGUUAAUAGCUUGCAAGAGCGUCCUGUAUGUGAUUAAAGUUCAAUUUAGAUAUUGAGAUACAAUUAUUUAAGGUAAAUUACAUCUGUUUGAAAGUGAAAACAGUUUUUUUUUUUUUUUUUUUUUUUUUUUUUUUUUUUUUUUUUUUUUAUGCGGGCUCUGUCAAUCAUAGCCAGGGGGAGGUGACUUGUGUGACAAAGUGAUUUAACUCCUAAAUGACAGUGAAUUGAGCAGUGAAAUUACAGGGGAAUGAGUGAUACACUAAAACUGCUUUAUUUAGCUAAAGUAAUUUAGGUGACUGUAGUGUUCCUUUAAAUUAAGUAUGAACACCCAUAUAUAAACAAUAAUGUUGCUUAAAUGUGUACUAAAUAGUGCAAUAUUAUGGUUGUGAGGUGAUCCACUCACAUUGUUUUGAGCCUAAAUGGCAUUGGCUUAAAUCGUCUGGAAUUCGGUGCCUUUAAGGUAGCACAAAAUCUUUCUCCUAAAGUAUAGUGUUGCAGAUUCACAAAAGAAAAUGGCAUCUAGUGCAAUAUGUUAUGAUUUAAAUUAUCGCUAAAGUAUUCUGUGUCAAAAACCUGCUCAACUUGUAAAGACCCUCCAUGUUACACUUUUCUAGGUAGAUAUAGCCCUGUGUCAAAUAAGGGGGACCUUCGAAAUAACUGGCACUUUUGGUAAACAUAUAUUUUAAGUUUAUACACAAACUCUUCAGCAAAAGUUUUGGGCUAUAGUGUAAGUUCAGAUUGGUUUGAAGUAAAAAAUGACACACCUCAGACAUGCCCCUUAUCUCCAUUGUUAUUAUAUUCUUUCCAUAGAACCGUUUGCAGAAUAUAUCCGUAAAUCUCAAAUCAUAGAACGUAUAACCGCUGCAGAUAAAGAAAAUAUAGUCUUGCUAUAUGCGGACGAUGUAAUUUUAACACUUAGGCAUCCGGACCAAUCAGUAAAAGCAGUAUUAGAAAUAAUAAAGGAAUAUGGAAUCUAUUCGAAUUAUAAACUUAAAGGGACAUUAUAGUCACCUGAACAACUUCAGCUUAAUGAGGUUCUUUAUCUUGUAAGCAAUGUAUUUUCUGAGAAAAUACAGUGUUUACAUUGGAAGCUUGGAACACCUCUUGUUGCAGUCAGUCAGACAGCCACCAGAGGGACUUCAGAGUUCAGAAGCCCUAAAAAGGCUAUCUGCACACAAAGCACUGUGAACGCGCUUUGUGUGCUGAGUCUGUCAGCACUGCGUGGGAGUGGCUUGAGCUGACAGGCUGAAGACCGAAGAGGAGGAGGGGAGGAUUCACACUGUAAGUAAACUUAUUUAGUGAGUGUGGGUGAGGAUGGAUGAUGGGAGUAGAUGGAUAUGGAUGAUGGGAGUAGAUGGAUGGAUAUGGAUGAUGGGGUGGAGAAAAAGUGUGCGUGUGUAUGUCUAAUUUUUUACUACUUGUGUGUUUGCAUAGAAACACUUUAUAUAGAGAGAUCUCCAUAUAUAGUAUUUCUAUGCAAACACAGUUUGGCUGAUGAGGGGGGGCGGGUAUAGAAAGCGAGCUGAGCUGUCAGACAGCUCAACGCGCAUUCCGUGCACAUGCGCGUUUGAGCGCUGAGUUUCUUCAUAGGGCGGCAUUCAAUGCUGCACAUUUUAUUUUUAAAAUCCCCCCUACUGCGGCAAAGCAGAAUCCCAAAAAAAGAUGCAGGGUUUGUUCUAAGAGGGGGCAGAGAAAAGAUAGUGUAUAUUACUGUCCUGAUUGCCCUGGACAGCCUGGACUCUGCAUUGGCUACUGCUUCAAACGCUACCACACGCUGGUCCAUUUUUAAUUUAUUUUUUAACAUUUGCCGUUCAGUUUUUUUUGGAGGGGGGGGUUGUUACAUUUACCCCGUGCAUUGGGGGCAUGGGUGUCCUAAGGAGAAGCCUUGCAGAAAACCACCCUGGGUGUGUUCUUGCAAUAACCAACAGCGGGCUCGCCUAAAUCACAGUCAAAAAGCAGUGUGCGUGUGUGAAAAUGAGGAUUGAACAGUUACCUCCACACAUGUUCAACUGUUUUAUUUUUUUUUUUUUGGUCUGGCUAAAAAAAAAGUUGCAUCAAAGCACUCCACAUGCAAUACCUCGGGGUGUCUACGUUUCAAAGUGUGUACCCUUUCGUGGCAAUCUAUAAAACUGGGGUAUGUGAUAAGCCCCAGGCUAAAGAUAGGCUUAUCAGAAGAAAUACUCUCAAUUUCAACUCAAAUUGAAAAGUCAUACAAUUGUAACCGUACCUUCCCAAAAUCCUGGCAAGCCUAUGCAUGGGGGGCAUGGGUGUCCUAAGGAGAAGCCUUGCAGAAAACCACCUGGGGUGUUCUUGCAAUAACCAACAGCGGGCUCUCCUAAAUCACAGUCAAAAAGCAGUGUGUCUGUGUAAAAAUGAGGAUUGUACAGUUACCUCCACACACGUUCUUCAACUACUGCAGGGUGUCAACUUUUCAAACAUAUGCACGCUCAUGUCAAGAAAAUACAUUGGGAUAUCUGAUAAGUCCCCCAAAAGGAAGAUAGGCAAGCAAGAUAUGUACAAUUUGAAAAACGCAUAUCAGACAUUUUGUUUUGUACCCCCCAGUGAACCCAACAAACAUAUGCAUGGGUGGUAUCGCUGUACCCGGGAGAUGUUGCCGAGCACAUAUUGGGGUGUCCUUUGGCAGUAACACCUAACAGGAGCUUAGAAUUUAUGCUCAAAGUAGAAUGUGUGGGUGAAAAAGAACAUCACAAAAAUGUUUGACAGAGACUGGUGGUAGAAUUAGUGCAUGUAAAGUGUUGAAAUGCCACCAUGUGAAAUGCCCUAGGGUGUGUACUUUUCCAAAACAUACGGUUUGACGGAGGUGAAUUACAUUGGCUGGCUUCAGAAAUGUUCCAACUGGGACAUGGGGGCAUGAUGGCCAGCUGUGUUUUAUGUUUCAUCAUAUUUCACUUUUUUUAUUCUAGUAAAUCAUAUGAUAUGAUGAAAAUAAUGGUAUCUUUAGAAUGAACAUUUAAUAGCGAGGAAAACGGUAUAUAAUAUGUAUGGGUACAAUAAAUGAGUAAGAGGCAAAUUACAUCUAAACACAGCCACUGCAGAAAAAGAGCCCUGGUCCUUAACGGUAAUACAACUGAAAAAUGGCCUGGUCACUAAGGGGUUAAAGAUCAAAACCAAGACAAUCUAAUACAUAUAGAGGACAAUAACAAAUUAGUUUCUAGAAUAAAUAAAUACAACUUUAUACAAUCUAAAAGGCAAAAGUAAGGUGAAGGGGAUGACAAAAUGGGAAGAAGAUAUAAACGAGGAAUAUUCAUUGGAAAUAUGACACAGUUCAAUAAGAAUGCUUAAAGGAGCAGUAAUCUGCACAAAUAUAUAUGAGACCCAAAUUAAAAAUCUCAAUAGAUGGUAUAAAGUUCCGCAAAUUUUACAUAAAUUUAAUUCUAGCAAUAAUAAAUUCUGCUGGAGGUGUAAUCUAGAAAUAGGAACAUUUCUGUAUAUAUGGUGGAAUUGUAAGCAACUCAAAGACCUAAAAAAAUCAUUAGAAUAAUUAAAGAAGCUCUAAAUAUACAGGUAGAAUUGGAUGUUCAAACUUUUCUUUUCCACCUUGAGCUACCUACAACAGUAAAAUCAGAGAAGUAUUUUAAUGAUACAUAUCAUGAUGGCUGUUAAAGUAUGCUUGGCUCGAUAUUGGAGAAUGGAAGCAGUACCAGGAUGGGGGGAAAUAACCACACAAAUUAAUUAUUAAUUAAUAAUGGAAAAAUAUGCUUUCAAGAAAUUAAAUAACUUGAAAAUAUAUGAAAAAAAUAUGGAAUCCCUGGACAUCUUUUCGAUCAAAACACCUAUCAGAAUUUAGGAACUGGAUAUGAUUCUACUUCCCACUUUUUUUAAAUUUAAUUAUUGCCUCCCUCCUUUCUCUCGACUUCCUCCACCACACCUCGGAGCACUUGAUAAUAACUUUUCUACGUCAUGGAUGUUUAACAUAAUGUUUUUAAUGUUCGGUUACAAGGUGAUCACUCUUGAGACCAGGAAUUCAGGUAUCUCCUUUUUUUUCUAAUUCUCAGUAAUUCACUGUAAUGUACAAGUAACACAAGAAAUUGAAGGUAGAAUGGAAAGGGGAAAGAUCCUGAAUGUUUAGGUCACAAGGUGAACAUUCUUGAUACCGAUAAUUCAAUUAAGUACGGAUAAGACCAAAACGAACCACUGUAUGUUAUUUGUAAAUGGACUAUGUAUUUCUGGAAUAUGUUUGUUUAAAAAUGUGAAAAUAAAAAUUUAUAAUAAAUUAUUUAUUUAUUUUUUAAAUAAGGGUGACAUUGCCCUGGAAUCAGCAUGGUAAUACAGGCAAAAAUAUUUAUUAAUCCAGUAAAUAAUUUUUUACCUGUAUUACCACACUGAUUAAAGAAGGACAUUGUUAACACAGAGCUAUAUCCUACUAGAGCCAGGUAACAUAUACUCUUUACAAGGUAAGCAAGUCUUUGAAGUUUGAACCAAAUCCUUUGAUAAAACCUAACAUAUUGCACUCGAUAUUCUAUUUUCUUUUGGGAAUCUGCUUCACCAUACUUAAGGAGAAAAGCAUGGUGCUGCCUUAAAUGCCCCGAAUCCCAGACAAUUUGAGCCAAUCUCAUUUAGGCUCAAAACAAUGAGUGGAUCAACGCACAACCAUGAUAUUCCACUAUUUAGCAGACCUUUAAAAAUAUAUAUUACUGUGUAUAUUUGUGUUUGUAUUUCAUGUAAUGAGCGCAUUCCCCAAUUGGAAAUAGGGGUAAGUAAACUAAAUUGUUGUAUAGCUCUCCACUUCUCAUUUUUUGAGGGGUUUUUUUUUUUUCCCCCACACAUUAAUACCGUAUUUGCAUUUUUUGUUUUUGGGUCACAAGUGUGUUAGCCGCAAACUUUGAGUUAACACUUAUGAAGCACCUCUUAGAACACUAUGAGCACACUUUUAACACUGUUGGAAAGUUGUGUUAAACACUCACGAUAAAUAAAGUACUUAACACUUAACCACAUAAUUUUGUUGAGGUGUAAAUUGCAGACUGUUACUUAAAGGGACACUAUAGAACCAGAACAACUACAGCUUAUAGUCAGCCCCAGUAGGCCUUUUGCAAUAAAUACAGAUUUUUCAGUGAAAAGGCAGUGUUUACAUUGCUGCCUAGGGACUCAUCCAGUGUCCUCUCCUCCUAUGGCUACUAGAGGUGCUUCCUAGGGCAGUACUGACAUUCAGUGUCUCCAACCACUGCUUGGAGACACUGAACUUUCCUCACAGAGAUGCACUGCCUCAGUGCAUCUCUACACGCAGAUGCUGACUGGCCAGGAUGGCGUUUGGCUCACUUCGACCUGGCCAGCCUCCUUGGCUGAGAUCAUCAGAAUUGACCAUCUCAGCCAGUCCUAUGGGAAAGCAUUGUGAUUGGCUGAGAUCAUAAAUUCUGAUGAUGUCAUCCAAAAAGGCAGAUCAGGGACAGAGUCAACACCAGCAGACUGGAAUAAAUGUAGGAUUUUACUAUAUUUAGGUGGGCCAGGGGAGCUAGAUAGUGUUUUUAAAACUAUAGUGUCAGGAAUACAUGUUUGUGUUUCUGGCUCUAUAGUAUUCCUUUAUUAUAUUCGCUAAUGGGACACUAUAUAGGCACCAAAACAACUUUAACUUAAUGAAGCAGUUUGUGUGUAUAGUUUAUGCCCUCACUGUCUUACGGUGUCAUUCUCUGCCAUUUAGUAGUUAAAUCUGUUUUAUACAGCCCUAGUCACCCCUCCUUGCAUGUGACUUGCAUAGCUUUCCAAAGCUCUUCCUGAAAACCAGACCAGAAAUAUAGAAUAUCUGUUCUAGAAUUCCUUGUCUCCUGCUCUGGAAAUAGCCUCCUGGGUAUGAUUUAAAGUUUAAUUUACAAAUCAGGAGAUACUCUUCUAAUGUAAGCUAGCACUCAUUUGAAAAGAGAACCAUUUUUUUAUGCAGGCUAUUUGAGUCACAUGAUCUAUACUCACAAAACUCCUGUAUUACGCUAACAUUGCUUUGAUGCCUAUAGUAUCUCUUCAAAUAUGCAGCCAGGUUCCUCCACGUGAAACCUUGUUAGCAGAAAGGAUGUCUCCUGGAUUAUUAGGAGCUUUCUUCUUGUUUGUUUAUCUCAAUAUGAAAGUUCUUUCCUCCUCUUAACCGACUAUAUGCAAGUUAACCUGCAAUCUGUUGCUUAUCGUUUAAUCAUUUAAAAGGUUUAAUCUGCAAAUGUUCCAUCAUUUGGGUUGAAUAAGCAUUUUGUGCUAGAGCUUUCUGGUCUUACACCAACGUGUUGAGUCCAGCACUAUUGUAUUUGCUUUAUAAAUCACUGCACAUACAUUAAAAUGCAGCCCUUUUGAACGAAGGUGAGCUAAUGGAUCUGCAUUGCGUUCUUGCAGGCGGACUCUGCAGUUGGCACGGCAGCUGAAGGACAGGGCUGUGGAAGCACAGAGCUGUUACAGCCUGGGAAACACAUACACUCUUCUUCAAGAUUAUGAAAAAGCUAUUGAUUAUCAUCUGAAGCAUCUUGUCAUUGCUCAGGAACUCAGUGACCGGUGAGACUCCAAUUGCACAAUGUGUCCAUCCCUUUACUGUCUCAUUAUGUACUAUACAAUUUUGGGGGGUUUAUAUAAAAAGCAAAUUCUUGUUUAACCUUCAGAUUAAAAAAAAAACUAGAGACUAUCACCUUGGAAAACAAUGAAAUGUCUAGGAUUGCUGCACUUUAUAAAACUAUGGUGUGUGUCAUUAUAACUAACUUGGUUCUUAAUUUUUUGGAGGCGUUGGCUGGCGUUUUUGUAUUGAUGAAGAUUAGGUCAGUGAUGGCAAAUCAUUGUUCUGAAAUUGUCAUUACUGUAAAAGUAUAAUCUCAACAACUGGAAUGCUAAACUGCCAAAAUUGCUAGUGUGAAUUUGUAAAUGCAACAAAUUGUGCUUGUGAUCUGUAUGUCCAUUGAUUUGUUGAAGUUGCAAUGGUCUGACUACCUUCCUGUUACAAUAUAAUAUAUUUUCUUUUCAUUUAUUGCAUAGCCGCACAAUGAGUUCUAUGGCAAGCUAGAAUCUUGAUGACUUGAGGCAUUGACUCUUGUUUUAUUAGAUUUGUCUUGUUUCUCUAAGAAACUUAUGGUUUUUCUCUCUUUGACUGUUUCUUGUGUGCUUUUCUUAUGACCACUUCAUAAUUUUUACUUUCUGUAUUUUUUUUUGAUUGUUACAUUUCUAUAGCUAUAAGAGUUAGAAUCUGUUUGUUGUGAAAUCCUGUUUUCACUUUUUAUAUACAAUACAUUUUUCCAAAAUGAACAUGUUAAAGGAACACUAUUGGGUCAGGAACAUAAAUGUGUACUCUUGACCCUAUAGUGUUAAACUAUCUAGGUGGCUGCCUCCCCCCUUAUUCCCCUUAAACAUGUAUUUUGCUCACCUUUUAUUCCAGUGCCUAUGCGCCAGCAGUGGGUCUGCUGGCGCAUAGAAAUAACAGACCAACACAACUAUUCACUUAAAAUCCAGUGAAAAUUACCAAAUUACAACCGCAUCUGAGCAAAUCUACAGCCACCGCCCAAAAGUGUUGGGAUUAAAAUUGGUGAUUUUGCAUCCGAGUCCUAUACUUUGUAAAUUCAAAAAGCACAAGUGCGGAUGCACGUUCACAAACUCUGUUUCACUUUACUUCAUGCAAGCAAACUACAGUUGCAAGAAACAGUAUGUGAACCCUUUGGAAUGGUAUGGAUUUCUGCUAAAUUGGUCAUAAAAUGUGAUCUGAUCAUCAUCUAAGUCACAACAAUAGACAAUUACAGUCUGCUUAAACUAAUAACACACAAAGAAGGAAAUGUUGCCAGGUUUUUAUUGAACACACCAUGUAAACAUUCACAGUGCAGGUGGAAAUAGUAUGUGAACCCUUGGAUUUAAUAACUGGUUGAACCUCCUUUGGCAGCAAUAACUUCAACCAAACGUUUCCUGUAGUUGCAGAUCAGAUGUGCACAACGGUCAGGAGUAAUUCUUGACCAUUCCUCUUUACAGAACUGUUUCAGUUCAGCAAUAUUCUUGGGAUGUCUGGUGUGAAUCGCUUUCUUGAGGUCAUGCCACAGAAUCUCAAUCGGGUUGAGGUCAGGACUCUGACUGGACCACUUCAGAAGGUGUAUUUUCUUCUGCUUAAGCCAUUCUGUUGUUGAUUUACUUCAAUGCUUUGGGUCAUUGUCCUGUUGCAACACCCAUCUUCUGUUGGGUGCUUCAGCUGGUAGACAGAUGGCCUUACGUUCUCCUGCAAAAUGUCUUGAUAAACUUGGGAAUUCAUUUUUCCUUUGAUGAUAGCAAUCCGUCCAGGCCCUGACGCAGCAAAGCAGCCCCAAACCAUGGUGCCCCCACCACCAUACUUCACAGUUGGGAUGAGGUUUUGAUGUUGGUGUGCUGUGCCUUUUUUUCGCCACACAUAUUGUUGUGUGUUUCUUCCAAACAACUCAACUUUGGUUUCAUUUGUCCACAGAAUAUUUUGCCAGUACUGCUGUGGAACAUCCAGGUGCUCUUGUGCAAACUGUAAACAUGCAGCAAUGUUUUGUUUGGACAGCAGUGGCUUCCUCUGUGGUAUCCUCCCAUGAAAUCCAUUCUUGUUUAGUGUUUUACGUAUUGUAGAUUCGCUAACAGGGAUGUUAGCAUUUGCCAGUGACUUUUGUAAGUCGUUAGCUGACACUUUAGGAUUCUUCUUCACCUCAUUGAGUAGUCUGCGCUGUGCUCUUGCAGUCAUCUUUACAGGACGGCCACUCCUUGAGUAGCAGCAGUGCUGAACUUUUUCUAUUUAUAGACAUUUUGUCUUACUGUGGACUGAUGAACAGCAAGGCUUUUGGAGAUACUUUUAUAACCCUUUCCAGCUUUAUGCAAGUCAACAACUCUUAAUCGUAGGUCUUCUGAGACCUCUUUUGUGCGAGGCAUCAUUCAAAUCAGGCAAUGCUUCUUGUGAAAAGCAAACCCAGAACUGAUUGGACUCCAGUUGGCUGACAUCUCACUCCAAUUAGCUCUUGGAGAUGUCAUUAGUCUAGGGGUUCACAUACUUUCUCCACCUGCACUGUGAAUGUUUACGUGGUGUGUUCAAUAAAAACAUGGCAACAUUUCCUUCUUUGUGUGUUUAUUAGUUUAAGCAGACUGCCUAUUGUUGUGACUUAGAUGAUGAUCAGAUCACAUUUUAUGACCAAUUUGUGCAGAAAUCCAUAUCAUUCCAAAGGGUUCACAUACUUUUUCUUGCAACUGUAUACGUAUGAUUUGCUGCACUAUAGAUUUCAGAGCUCAGUCUGUGUGGAGCCCUCAAUGAGUGAAGAUAGAUUAAUUUUAAUGUGGAGUUUAAUUUUUCUGUCUUGGGUUGAGUCAAAUUCAUGCCUGUGUUAUAUUGUUAAAUAGCCUGAAUAAUGUCUGGAUUUUUCAGUCCAAGUAUCCUUGUACACACCUGGACAGUUUUGACUCAUUCAGUAUGGGACAACUCGGAUUUUAGUGAAUAACCCUGUAAUCUUUGUGAAUCUGACAAGUAGUGGUGCGAUUGUUAUUUUGUUAAAUCUUACAUUAAAAUGUUCUCAUGACAAUGGCCAUCCCUUUUCCAUCCAACACACUGUGGUAAUUGAUUACUGGGUUUCAGAGUGGGUGAAGGCCGGGCCUGCUGGAGCCUAGGAAAUGCAUACACUGCCUUGGGAAACCAUGACCAGGCUGUUCAUUUUGCAGAGAAGCAUCUGGAUAUCUCAAGAGAGGUAAGACACAUUUUUCAGUUCCAUUCUUCACCCAUUACAGUAUAUAGAUAUAUUUUCAAUUGUGAAGCAGUUUGUAUCAAAGUACUCUAAUAAAAAUGGACCUGAUUUAAUUCCAGGAAAACCGAUAAAAAUUCAGUUUUUUUGUUUUUGUUUUUUACUGGGAUCUUACCAUACAGUUAUCAUAAACAUGUAGAGGAUGUUUAAAAUGGACUCUACUAUCUCAAAAUGUGUUGAAUGCCAGGUCAUGUCAGUUAAAAAAACAAAAAUAAUAAUUCUGUACACAAUGCAAGGUAAACUGCCAGCAAAUGUAAAGAUUUAAUUAUUGGCACAUGCAAUAUGUGCAGCUGCUUGCUUUAAAGGGACACUCAACUGCCAAAAUACAAAAUAAGUAAAUGUCACUGUUUAGUGGAUAUACGCCAAAUGAAAAUAUGCAUGCAUUUAAUAAUGCAUUUUUUUCAUUGAGGGUAUGUUGUACUCCUACCUUACCUUAAAGACUUCUCUAGGGCUGCAUCGUUCCUAUGGAACGCCCUUCACCUAAUCUCUACUCGUUCAAGAAAAUCUUUGAAAACUUACUUUAGGAAAGCAUAUCAAUUAAACUGUGAACAGCUUUCCCUCCCCGCACCCCGAUCCCUCUCCUGAAACGUCAAUAAAACAAAACAAUAAGCCCUCAAUGAACACUAUCCUAGCAAACUACUUUUCUACCCUACCCUUACCUUCUGUGUCACAUUACCCCACUCCCUCUAGCAUGCGAGCAGGGCCCUCAAUCCCUCUGUUCCUGUGUGUCCAACUUGUCUGUGUACAAAUACUUGUCUGUUAGUCCACUCAUUCUACAGCGCUACGGAACUUGUUGGUGCUUUAUAAAUAAUAAAUUUAUAAUAAUAAUCCAUCUAAUUCGGCUUGCAAAACAUGCAGUUCUGUUUGCUGCUUUGCAAACCCUCCCUAUCUAACCCCAACCCGACUUCUGGAACUGUCCAAUCACAGACUUCCUAAUGCAGCUCAAUGAAAAGUCCUCGCAAGGGUGGUGCUCUGAGUAAUUGCUGCCUCUUGAAUUUAACUCAACUGAGCUAACCAAACCAGAAAGUAAAAUGAUCUGUUGUCUGCUUGAAAGCCAAGGUGGUGUAACUAGCUUAAUUUAGAAAAGUGUAAAUUUUCAUAGAAAUCUAAACUUUUUUUUUUUCACACUCUUAAUACAUAAAGCUUUUCAGCAAGUUGAAGUUGUUUAGGCGAAUUGAGUUUUUUUUUUUUUUUAAUCUAGAAUGUGCCAUUAUGUUAUUAACAAAUUAUAUUUAACCCCUUCGCGUCCGCUGACUGUUCAGGACCAUCAAUUGGAAAAAUCCCCUUGAGGACCGGUGAUGGUCCUGAACAGUCAUAACAGAAAUCUUUACUCACCCGGUCGCCGUUGUUACACACAGGCUUUUCCGGCCUACCACCUUCUUUCUUCAAUCCAUCGCCGUGGAUGGUGUCCAAGUGACUCACAAACCGUAAGUCGACCUACCCGUUACACCAGGCAUCAGUCCCACGGCACCAUGCACGGGUCAGGUCCUAACUUUACGGCUGCAUUUUGUCUAAGUCUGUUCUAAAACCGUUGCAUGUUCAUUCGUUUAAACUCCCUUGUUUAUAUUUGUCACUGGCUCAUUUCGAGCAUUUGCCUGCUCCCAAACGGGAACAUAUUCUGUUUCAAUUACCUAAACACACUAGGCAAUUCUGUGCGUGCAUUUCAAAUCUCACUGCUCGUUUCGUUUUGUUUCCCUGACAUACCAGGCUUACGGUUCGUACAAUUUUCUACCAAACGUGAACUAGUUCAUACAUUUACUAUUGUACUACACACACGUUUUAUGCAUUUACAACCCACUAACAGAACUUUGGUUUGUUACAAUGAAUGUUAAACUAUCAUGUUCACAUAUUGUAUAUUGUCAAACGGGUUUGGAUUAACCCCUUAAGGACACAUGACAUGUGAUAUGUCAUGAUUCCCUUUAAUUCCAGAAGUUUGGUCUUUAAGGGGUUAAAGGGUAUUUUUACCAUACAAUCAGCAUUUCUGACCCCUACUGGUCAACAGCAAAACUGUCUUCACAUGUCAUUUACAAUUUACCAGCCAAUAUAAAUUACACAUAAGAUUGUUUUAAACAUAACCAUAAAUUAAACUCCAGCAUGGGCUCAACUUCAGGUUUAAUUCACAAUAAUUUACAUUUCACAUCAAGACCAACAGUGGUUCUAUCAACACUGCCACCUACAGGUCUGUCAAGUACAUUGACAAUUUUCAUGGGGUUUUACAAACACCAAAACACUGAACCCUACAGGUCAACAGACAAACAACAUUUCACAUACCAAUCAGUAUCCAACUACACUGCCAGCUAUAGGGCACUCGGCAGAUCUCCAGUGCACUUGCAUUUUGCAACACAUGUUCACUGACCCCUACCAUUCAAUAAGACAUACAACAAUUCACAUAGCAAGUAGUAUAUCAACAUCUGGUAUAAAUACAUAUAUUAUUACACAGUAGCAGACGCAUCUGUAUAUACGUAACUGGUAAUAUAUUUCACAUAAAUUUUUCACAGCAUGCUGCUCACACAACAGACUUUCCCCUAGCAAGGGGACAUAUAACAUACAAGGUGGGGACAGACCACUUUUUCACUUGUACAUAGGGCACUUAAUGGGUUAAGAUUGAUACAUAUUUAACCAGCAUUGGCUACGAUGUUUAAUAUUUAUCACGGCACUUUACUUUUCACUUACACCGUUUUCAAAAGUAGGCAACCCAAAUGGUGCAUUUUAAGAUGUUUGGUCUAACCACUUUAUUAGAAAUGAAGGGCCCACAUAGCGGUUAUAGUUUUAUUUGUGCUUUUUCACACACACGAACUCUCUUUUCACAGACCUUUCAUAUUCCUGAUACCUGAGUUAUUGCAACAAAGCCUCACUAGUUGUAUUUAACAUUGUAAAAUCUAGUACAUUAACAUGUACUAGAUUUUCUGUUUUUGGAGGGAAGUCACGGGGACAAAAAUAUUAGAUGCCUUUUCAGCUUGUAAGUUUGUCAAAGUGAUUUUCUGGGCCUAUGUGGCUUUUCAGAGAGUAUGGCAGCCUGGGUAAUAACAUUUCCACCGUUAUGGUAUACAGUUUUCAAAAGUAGGCAACCCAGAUUAUAACAAAUGGCAUAAUUUGAGAUGUUUGGUCUAGCCAUUUUAACAGAAAUGCUGGGCCCAUGUAGCGAUUUCUACUUUUAUUUUUGUCUUUUUAAUAAGAUAAAUUGCAUUUUCACUGGAAAUGUCAUAAUCCUGAUAUUAGUGCAAUAGAAACUUUGUAUUUUGAUUUAACACUGUCUUCUGAAUAGAACAGUACCCACAUGUAGCAUGUUUUUAUUAAAUCACAGGAAUAGAACAGUACCCCCACAUACACUUUGAUUUGAAGGCAGAGAGAUCUUUGAUCUCACAUAGUUACUGUGUGAAAACUUAAGUUAAAAAAACAAACAAAAAAACUCUUUACAUUGAAACAGUCUGUUAUGCAGAGGGCAGGUAGAGAUGGGCAGGUUGGGCAAUAACUGGAGUGCUUUUGGACUCCUUUCUUGUAGCAAACAUGGCACUUUCUUUUUUACUGGGGGUGGGUGGGAUAAGGGAAGGGAAGUGUUUGCCACAAAGUCUUUUGAGAUCUCCUGAUUCCAAAAUGGGAUUGGGGGACUAGGUAAAUAACAUACGGGACAAAAGGCUCAACGUAAAUUCUGGGAAAGGGCCGGGCUUACCUAUGACCUCUCAUUUAUAGAGGAUAUAGGCGUUGAAAAUUGCAAUCUGGCUCACGUAGAUUGCAAUUUUCUUGUACCAGGUCCUAGUUUUUCGGUUCACCAGAUAGGGCUGUAUGCAUUGGCCAGCCAAGUCUACUCCCCCUAUAAACUUGCUUUAGUCUACAAUGCACUUUGGCUUUUUCCAGAUGCUCAGUGCUACCGCUCACAGACUCUGGCACUGUACAUCCUUCCUAUCUCUGAAGCAAAGGGCAAGCAGCUCAUCCUAGUGAAGAGCUGAAGAGGAACCUCUACUGCUUCUGCCUCUUGCCAGAGUUUGAGGGAAACCCCCUGCGAUUCUUCCUCACUGUGCCACAGGCUAGGGUUUCAAAACAAUAUAAAUUUUUAAAUAAUUGUAUACUGAUAUAAUAAUUGUUAACCCAGCCUAUAUCCCUUAUUUAACAAGGGAAGUAUUACAUCCCAAACAAUCUUACCACUUGUACCCACAGAAUCAGGUCAUCCUGGUGGGUCAAGAUGGCUAUCCUUCCCCUGGUAAAUGCGAAACGCCCAUGUGUAACCAGUACAGGAUUUGCAUAAUUUAUCAAAUUUAACGCUAUAUCAGAACCGUUUAGAUGGAAUAUAUUGCUAAAAUAGCAGUCGACCUUUAAAUUUUAUAAGGUACUCGUCAAUUGAAAUAUCUUUAUCCAACUCCUGUCAGACACAUUUUCUGAAAAUUAUGUCCCCGAUAAAGGGCCGAAUUUUAUAGAGCCUCUCAAACAGUGGGUCGUUUUUAGGGGGACACUCAUUAAAAUGAAGGAAUCGCAGCAGUUGCAGGUAGUGAUCCCUCUGCAUAACCUCAGGGAAAAGAGGGGUAGCCAGGAUGCAUUACUUGCUCCAGUAGGACCUACUAGGGGUAGUGAGGAAUAUGUAGCUUGCAGCGCCCAAUACAGAGUGGGAAGACAGUACCUUGGGCAUUGCUCAGACCUCCAUGGGUUCCCCGGGGUGUACAUUUGGAAGGUGUACCAUGUGGCUUAGAGUGGGGGUAAAGUGGCCCGGCGGGACCGAUGUGGUUUGUGACCUGUGGGGCAGUCGAGGCCACCUUAACAGGCUUUUGCCCUUUUUAUUUUUUAUUUAUUUAUUUUGUGCCAGUUGUGGUUUUAUGGUGUUCUCUGUUGGGUUCUGUGCUGCCAAUAUGAUAGAGAUGGCUGCCAUUUGGAGAGGUUACGGGGGGAGUAACUUGAAGUUCUAACUGGGGUAGUGGUUGGUAUGUAAUGUAGCAUGGGCCUAAGCCUUCCUGUCAUCUAGGGUGGGGACACCAUUCUGUUGUUGGGGCUCUGUGGGUCCCACUGUUCCCACGCCUCGUACCAAUAUUUGGUGUAGGGGCGGGUUUGUCUGGCCAUAAGUUCAUAGGAUUUGUUGAGUUCAGUUGUGGCAAUGCAGUGAAGAUGGGGGGGGGUGUUGUGGGCUGCUUUCCACUGUCUGCUUAUCACCAUGAGGGCUGCGAUGAGGAUUUGGUAGACUAAAUAUUGUUGCCUUUUUUUGGAGUUGCUUUGAGAACAGUAACAGGAGGAAUAUUUCGGGGCAAAGGUGGAGGUCAUGUGAGUGUAAUUUUAAAAGCACAGCAUUUAUUUUAUUAUGAUACACUUCACUAUGUGCGGUUUACUUAUUCCUUUGUAGAUACUUAUCUGAAUCCCAAUAGGGUUUACUGUCUAGAGACACUUCCAGUGGCUUUCACUCAGACUGCCACUAAAGGUGCUUCCUGGUCAGUGCUGCACAACGUGCAGAACCUUUAUUCAGAGUCUCCACGCUCUGCAUGGAGACGCUUAACUUUCCCCAUAGAGAUGCAUUGAUUCAAUACAUCUAUUUGAGGAGUUGCCACUUGGCCAGCGUGGCAUUUGGCUUGUAUGAAAGCAUUGGAUUGGCUGAGAUCGUCAAUCCUGAUAAUCUUUGCCAAGGAGGCACAUCUGCAUGGAGCCAGUGCUGGCAAAUUAGCAUGGCACUGGGGUAAAGGUAAGAUUUUACUUUACUCGUGGGUGACCAGCCACCUAUUAGUGUUUUUAACACAAUAGGGUCAGGAGUACACCUUUGAAUUCUGGUCAUGUAGUGUGCCUUUAAGCUGUAGUGGUUCUGGUGACUAUAGUGUACAUUUUAAAAGGAAAAUUUGUGAAAAGGUCAUUUUAAAAAAAAAUUUAUUUCACAGAUGUUUAAAAGUAUGAACAUUCUUUGUAGUAUCCCUGAAAUAUUUCCCAUAUCCUUUGUCUGCUCUGCCUGACUUUGUGUGUAAAUAUGGAACAUAGCUGUAUAUGAAAUAAUUGACACUAAACUUUGGUGGAUAAAUCUUCAUUUGACAGUUGGGAGAUCGAAAUGGUGAACUCACAGCACAGCUGAACCUCUCUGACCUACAGAUGGUGCUGGGACUUAGCUACAGCACCAAUACCUCAGUGCUUUCAGAAAUCCAGGACCCAGACACCAGUGUGAAUGGUAAAUGUAAAAGUAAUUCUUCUUUUGCCAUGUAAAUUUAUUAUAGAAAGCAGUAUAUAGCAGUGGUGUAUUUUGAAUAUGUGCUAAACUGACAUCACUCACACAUCUUCACUGGUUUGACACAUUCUGACAGAGGCACACACACUUACUGGCAGACACACACAAUCACUGGCAAGCACACACACAUUCCCUGACUGACACAUGGAUACUGCCACACUCACGCACAUUUUCUCAUACACUCACAAAUGUUUUUUUUUUUUUUUUUUAAUUUUAGUCCACCCAGCCUCCUUGCCUUUGGGAGAGCUGGAGUGGAUUAUUUCCUUCCAGUCCAGUGUGGACCCUGUUCCUGCAGCACAAUCCCACCCAUCUGUGCCAUGUGAUUAUGAUCACGAUCACAUUACUAGAAUCAGCGUGUUUGACAGAUUUCCUGGCAGACCCUCCAACAUAGAAUUAAUAAAAACAAAUAAUUAUAUUAGAAAUAUAAAGAAAUAUACACUUAUAUAGAAUGACUUAGUGUGUAUGCGCCCAAUCCGCUUCCUAGCCGUUGGGGAGGGAGACUGGAACACUUCAACCCCAGUUGUCGAGGCUUGACUUGGGUCUCUCUGGAGCUUUUCAAGACUGCAGCUAUCCUUCCAGGCAGGUAUCGUCCCCUCUGCCUAUUCCGUUGCAGCCCUUCUUCCAGGUAGGUAUCAUUAAGCUGAAGUGGUCUGGGUGCCUAGAGUGGUCCUUUAAAUGUUUCAGACCAGACUUUUUUUAAAUUGGAACCUCCACUACUUUAAACUGUAACUAAUGGUGUGUGUUUAUUUAUUUUAUAAAGGUGCACGGCCGAAGUUAAGCAGACGGCACAGCAUGGAGAAUCUGGAACUUGUGAAGUUAACUCCAGAGAAGGUGCCUGUUUUUUUAAUAUUUGUAUUUGUGGUUUGCAGUUUCUAAUAUGCUGAAAUUGCUCUAUUCUUGCAAAAGUUUCACAUUUACUACUUGGUAAAAGGCUGAAGCAUUUUCUUUCAAUGCCUUUCCUUAAUUAAAGGGAUAUUAUAGUGCAAGAAAUACAAAGCUGUAUUCCUGGCACUAUCGCUACUCCUGCCUCUCCUGACGUCCUGCGACGAGCGCCUGCUUAUGCUCAUGCAUGUUAGACCUCCCCAUAGGAAAGCGUUGAAUCAAUGCUUUAUGUGGAAAAUCUGAUCCUGAGUGUCCUCAUGCAGAGCGUCGUUAUGAUCCAGGAAGCGCCUCAAAUGGCAGUCUGGGAGACAGCGACUGGAGGCAGAGUUAGUGCUCUAAUGUAAAAAAUGCACUUUCUCUUUAAACUGCAGUGUUUUACAUUGCAGCACUAAGUGCAAAAGGGACACUGCACCCAGACCACUUCAGUGAAACCCCCCGCACAGAGUACGCCCACUAGAUCACAGGCUUAGUGAAUGAACCAAAUGAUUGUAUGCACUCAAGAUACAUUUUCACUGACAUAUGAGUUUGCAAAUCCACUUAAAUAUGUCAGUGGCAUGAACAUCUGUUGGGAUAUGUUAUCAUGUGUGUGUGUGUUUUUUUUCCCUUUUUUUUUUCUGUGGUUUUUCUCAGAAAUGGAUAGCAUAUAGAGCCCAGAUAUUUCAGUUAAAGGGAGACUAUAGGCACUAAAUCAAUUUUAAUUUAAUGAAGCAGUUUUGGUGUGUAGAUCGUGCCCAUGCAGUCUUACAGCUCAAUUCUCUGCCAUUUGAGAUUUAAAUUGCAUUCUAUAUACAGCCCUAGUCACACUUCCCUACAUGUGACUUGCACAACUUUACUAAACAUUUCCUGUUGAGAGAUCUAAUAUUUAAACUUCCUUUAUUGCUUAUUGUUUUAUUUAGAAUGUCUUAUAUCUGUGAACAGCAUUCUAGAUCCUGCUGGAUGUAAUUAAAGCUCAUUUUACCGAGCAGGAGAUAAAUUUGUAAAGCAGGUUAACACCUGUUUGAAAAUGAAAUUUUUUUUUUUUAUUUUUUUUCAUGCAAGCUGUGCUAGUCAAAGCCAGGGGAAGUGUGGCUAGGGUUGCAUGGACAGAAAUAAAAGUACCUAAUAACCCUAUAGUGCCAGGAAAACAAGUUUAUUUUCCUGGCACUAUAGUACUCCUUUAACUCUUAAAUGGCAGAGAAUUAAGCAGUGCGACAGUAUGAUCCAUACACCAAAACUGCUGCAUUAAGCUAAAAUCGAUUUGGUGACAUUAGUGUCCCUUUAAGCAUUUAUGGGGUAAGUAAUGUACAGAAUCUCCAUAUUCCAUACCCCUACUUAUCGUAUUCUAUCUCUUGGUUUAAUAUAAGUUCUCUCUUCCUUAUUAAUUAUUGCCCUUAUAUCUCAGACCUCUCCCAACUUAAAGGGAAACUCUAUUCAAAAAAAUAAAUGUUAUCACAAUUUCUUGUUGUCUUUACUAUUUUAUAGCUCCAUUCUCCCAUUUUGUUGCCAUUUAAACAUAAUUUUUAUAUUAAAAAGUUAUAUUGAAUCCAGCACCAUGAUCUCCAACCUGAUUUUCCUACUUUCCCAUCAUAAUGGCAUCUUCUUUUUGUAACGCUUCUCACAGAGAAAUUUUAGUUGAGCAAUGGUGCAUGCCUGACAAUUACUCAAAUGCUACUCCUAGAGCGGCAUUGAAACUAAUAAUGUAAAGUGUGUUCAUUCCGUACACUGCAGAUGGAUUCACAGUGCCUAUAAUAUCCUAAAUGUUAUAGUUCUGAUGCUUAGUGUCACUUUAACUUACCAAUUCCACUUAUUUACCCUUCCUUAUUUCAUCUUUUUUCUGGUAUUCCUUAUGAGUCUUUGUCCGUUCACCUGUUUUUUCAAUGUUGACAUUCUCAGUAGUUGUCUAGAGGCCAUAUUAAUUAUAUUGCCUUACACUAUAUAGUGUUUAACAUAUAUGCCAUACGUGGUGAAAAGUCACCACCAUCAAUUAAAGAUAAGCAGGUUCUGAUGUCUACAAAAUAUUUUCCACUUGGUUCCAGCGAAAUAUGCAACAGUCUUUUUUAUUGAGGCUUAAAGUGACACUUUAAGCACCAAAACCAAUAAAAUGGGUUAUAAUGCUAGCAAAGUUAUUUAUUAAAGGGAAAAAUCAAAGGAACACUAGAUAGGGUCAUGAACACAAACCUGUAUUUCUGACCCUAUAGUGUUAAAUACACAAUCCAGCCCCUCGCCCCUUUAAUAUAGUAACAUUUUACCUUUUAUUCCAGUCUGCUGGUGUUGGCUGAUCUGUCUGCUUGGCUGACUUCAUCAGAAGUUAUGAUCUUGGCCAAUCACAAUGCUUUCCAGUAGGAAAGAAUUGAAUUGGUUAAGAUUGCCAAGGAGGCAGAUCGGGGACAGAGCCAGCACAAGCCAAACACAGCCCUGACCAAUCAGUGAUUCUCUAUGAGGAAAGUUUAGUGUCGCCAUGCAGAGGGUGGAGACACUGAAUGAAUGUGCAGGAAGCACCUCUAGUAGCUAUAUGAGGAGUGGCAAGUGGAGUUAUCCCUAGGCUGUAAUGUAAAUAUGGCCUUUUCUAUGAAAAGACAGUGUUAAUGGCAAAAGGCCUGAGGGAUUGAUUCUACUCACCAGAACAAAUACAAUUAGCUGUAGUUCUGGUGACUGUAGUGUUCCUUUAGGAUAAAAAAAAAAUCUGAACCUGAAAAAUUCUCUAGGUUUCAGUUUCAUUUGGUCUACACUAAAGUAUGCAUAACAGAAAACCGUGUACAUGGAAAUAAAUAUCCAGAUUUUUAUAAUAAUUUUACAGGAGUAUCCAAUUGUGAUAAAACCAAUGUUCAGUGAAUAGAGUAUGGGAAGGAGUGAUUUGUGAUUUAGGGAUCCUAUUUGUAAUUCUAUGUUUUCAAUACAGAAUUGUCACCUGAGAUUGAGUGAUGAUUCCCUUAAGCAGACCCUAAAUGUAUUUCUUUGUUUUAGGUACAAAACUGGAACAGUGAGAUCCUUGCUAAGCAGAAAGUCCUGCUCUCAAAGCCAUCCUCUAAGCUUAUGUUUGUAAACAGACUGAAAGGGAAGAAGUUUAAGAACAGCACAUCCAGUAAAGUGCUACAGGACACCAGUAACUCCAAUGACUCUAACAGAAAGAUGUCCAACUCUCAACGGGUAUACCUUACUCCACAGACUAAGUAGUGAAUGCAUGGGUACUUGAUUUUUUUGAAUGCUAAAGAUGUGCACAGGGGAUUGCAAAAACAAAGCUAAUUGAGUAUACCUCUGGUACUAAAGUUAUGAAUGUCUUUAAAGUGAACCUGUAACAGAUAUAGUUCUGCCAUUGCAAACAUUCUAGCUUGACUCAUGUUAUACAAUUUAAGUGUUUCUUCCCUUAAUUCUAUAAAAAGUUCUUAUUUUAUUAACAUUACAUUAACUCCAGCUGAGACCAUCAAUCAUGUUUUCAAUGGGUGUUACACUUGCUGCAACGCACAUCUCUUUUGCAUACCUCAUAAAUCAUUCUGGCUGUUUCUCUCUGCGCAGCUGUUUCUGCUCUCACAUAAAGCCUGCUCCUCCUCCCCCCCUUUGCAGGCAUUGUUUUUACAAUUAUCUUUCAUGAUGUUAUUAAACACAUCUAUUCAAUAUUUACAGUGCUGUGGGGGAAAAAAAAGGAAGUGCACACUUGGAUUUAAUAGCUAUAGUUGAUACUAGUUUGGCAGCAAUAAUGUCAACAAAGUGUUUAUGGUAGCUGUGGAUUGAACCUUAACAACGUUCAGGAGGAAUUUUAUUCCUUACUGCUUCAGCUCCGCUACAUUUUUAGGAUGCCGUGAACAGCUAAACCCUAGUUAUAGGGUUAAGGUUUAGGUUCUUAUUUGGGCCACUCCAAAAAAAUGAUUUUCUUUUUUGAAGCCAUUCUGUAGUGGAUUUACUUUGAUGUUUAGGAUCAUUGUCCAACUUCUAUCGAGCUUCAGCUGGUGCACAGCCACCCUGAUAUAUUAUUCUAUAUGAUGUGUUGAUAAACUUAGGGAAUUAACCUUUUCCCAUGAUUGUGGCAAGUGGCACAGGCCCCAAAUCAUGAUGCUUCCUCCACUGGAACUGUUGGGAUGAUGUUAACAUAUUGGUAUGUGGUGCCCCUUUUUACGACAUACGUGGUGUGCAUUUUUUUUCCAAACAACUUAAUCUCCGUUUCAUCAGUCUACAAAACAUUUUCCCAGUUGCAUUGUGGAGUGUCAAGGUGGUCUUUGGUAAAUUUCAGACCCGCACAAUUUUUCAAUAUUUUUUUAGAGUGUUUUUUUUUCCCCGUAUAGUAGACGCCUAUUAACCAGUUCCAAUGAUUUAUGGACAUCUUCAGAUGACACUCUAGUGUUUUUUUUGUAUUUAUUUAUUAUUUUUUAACCCCUUAAGGACGGAGCCAAAUGUACACGUUGUGAACGAAACAAAAUGUAAACAAAACCUGGCAUUUGCGCUACAUGUCUGUCCAACUGUAAUACAACUCUUUCAUAGUAAAUGCACCCACCCUUAUUAUAUAUCAUUUUAUUCAGGGGAAACAGGGUUUUCAUUUAAUAUCAAAUAUUUAGCUAUGAAACAUAAUUUAAUAUGAAAAAAAUGGGAGAAAAAAAAAGAUUUUUUAGUUCUACAUGACACUUUAACUGUCAAUGUCAUAAUACUGUUUGCUUUUACUGCAAUAAAAUACACAUAUUUGUAUUCAGCAAAGUCUCACGUGUAAAACAGUACCCCCUAUCUACAGGUUUUAUGGCGUUUUGGGAAGUUACAGGGUCAAAUAUAUCACAUUACAUUUGAAAUUGAAAUUCGCCAGAUUGGUUACGCUGCCUUUGGGACUUUAUAGUAGCCCAGGAAUUAAAUUUACACCCAUAAUGGCAUACCAUUUGCAAUAGUAGACAACCCAAGGUAUUGCAAAUGGGGUAUGUCCAGUCUUUUUUAGUAGCCAUUUGGUCACAAACACUGGCCAAAGUUAGCGUUAGUAUUUGUUUGUGUGAAAAAUGCCAAAACGCCAAUUUUGGCCAGUGUUUGUGACUAAGUGGCUACUAAAAAAGACUGGACAUACCCCGUUUGCAAUACCUUGGGUUGUCUACUAUUGCAAAUGGUAUGCCAUCAUAGGGGUAAUUUUCAUUCUUGGGCUACCAUAGGGUCUUAAAGGCACCGUAACCAAUCUUGCGAAUUUUAAUGUGAAAAAAAUGAAACGCAAGCCUUAUAUUUGACGCUGUAACUUUUGAAAACCCCACAAAACCUGUACAUGAGGGGUACUGUUGUACUCAGGAGACUUCGCUGAACACAAAUAAUUGUGUUUCAAAACAGUAAAAAGUAUCACAGCAAUAAUAUCGUCCGUGUAACUGCUGUUUGUGCACAAAAAAUGCAAAAAAGUCACUUUUACUGGCGAUGUCAUCGUUGUAAUACAUUUUGAAACACUAAUAUUUGUGUUCAGCGAAGUCUCCCAAGUAGAACAGUACCCCCCAUGUACAGGUCUUAUGGUGUCUUGGAAAGUUAUAGGGGUAAAUAUAGUGCUAGCAAAUUAAAUUCCCUUUACUCUCGGCAUGGGUUGUUAGGCAGGUCCCGCUAAAUGUAAUUAAUUAAGAUACCGAAUUAUGUAAAAAUAUUACAUAAAUAUAUAUGUAGAAUUAAUAUAUGUGUAUAUAUACGUAUGUGAAUCUAUGUGUGUGUGUGUGUGUGUGUGUGUGUGUGUGUAUAUAUAUAUAUGUAUAUAUAUAUAUAUAUAUAUAUAUAUAUAUAUAUAUAUAUGUAUAUAUAUAUAUAUAUAUUUUUUUUUUAAAAUAUUUUUAUUUAUAUAUAGGUAUAUAUAUAUAGUGAUAUAUACGUAUAUAUAUAUAUAUUAUUUCGUUCUAUGUGUAUUUUGAUAUAAAUAUAUAUAUUAAUAUCACAAUACAGUUACAACGAAAUGACACACAUCUAUAUAUUUUUUUAUUUUUUUAACGUAUUUACAUUUUUUUAUAUUGUAUAUAAAUAUAUAUAACAAAAAUUAUAUAUAUAUAUAUAUUAUAUUAUAUUUAAUCAGUAUCAGUCUACGUGUAAUUUGAUAUUAAUAUAUAUAAUUAUAUAUAUAUAUAUUAAUAGUAAAAUACACCUAGACAGUAUAUGUGUGAUCUAAGUAUAUAUAUAUAUAUAUAUAUAUAUAUAUAUAUAUAUAUAUAUAUAUAUAUAUAUAUAUAUAUAUAUAUAUAUAUAUAUAUAUUUUUUUUACACUUUACUUUUUAAUUAAUUUAUUUUAAUUUUAUUUUCAGCCAGCAGGGGGACCACCUGUCAUUACAGGCAGCCCCCCUGCUGGCAGGAGGCAGCUACCCCCGGCCAUGUGAUUGUGAGGUCCUCGCAAGGACCUCACUCUCACAUGGCCGGGGUGCACCGGAGGAGGAGGAUCUACCGCCUGGGAGUCUCCAGUACAAUUACGCCCGGCGGAGUUUAGAGCCGCCUAAAAUAGGGCGUAAUUGUACGCCCUCCGGUCUUAAGGGGUUAAAUCAAGUUUCAUUAGUUGAAUGCCAUGUGUGCCAAUUUCUAACUCUAAUUGGCUUUUGUUUAAGUAAUUCGCCUAGGAUUUCACAUACUUUUUAUAACCUAUACUUUAUUUGAUAUAUAUUUAUAAUGUACAAGAACAAUACCAUUGUGUUCUUAAUUAAAACAGAUUGUAUUUGUUGAUUACAGUACUUGGAUGAAUAUCAAAUUAGAUUUAAGACCAAUGUAUACAUAAAUGCAAUAAUUUCUGAUGUUUUUACAUACUUUUUCAUUUUGGUGUUAAGUGCAAAAACAGUAACUGGGUAGCUAUUCAGUUAAACAUACAUUCUGUGGAUUCCUCAUUCACCUUAAGUAAAUAGUACUCCGAUGGAUGUGUAUAUAAUAAAAGUAACCCCCUUACCCUCUCAGCCAACCUCAACUCUGCACUGUGGGGCUUGGCUCUGUAAAACUAACGGAAGUUCCUGCUUAGGUGCAUUCAGCUCUCCGGAGUUAAUAGUGGAGGUGAGAAAUUAUGUCUGAACUCCAAAAUUGAUUUGAUUACUUGCAAUGUAGGAGGGGCACCUGCACCCUCAAGCUGUAGUGGUUAUGGUGAUUAAACUGUUCCUUUUACAUUUGUGAGAGAAACUCAGAUGGAUAUCCAGAACUUUCUAAGCAACAUAACACCAUGUGGGGACAGCUUGACAGAUGUUAUUACUGUAGAUGUACAUGUAUAAAGAACUGGGGUUAAGAAAGCAUACGUUUUUUUUAUUUUUCCUUCUGCUUCUUGUGCCAGGAGCACACAUAUUCUAAACUCCUUACUGGAUUUUUCUCUAAAGCAAGUCGUUGAGGAGCCAAACUAGAUUUAGUGUUAAUAAAUGGAGAUUUGGUAUCCGAUAUUACUGUUGGUGAAAGUUUGGGAUCCAAACAAAAGUUUUAGACUUUAGAAAGGGAUUAUUUAAAAGUUGCAUUGCUGAAGGCAACAGAAAAUUGCAUUAGGCUUGUCAGUAAAAGAUUCAAGAAACCACUGUGGUACUCUGCAGAUGUGCCCAAAGUAGAAAACAAAAACUUUAAAAGCAUUUAGUAAUUUUGCUGAUGAUACGAAGAUUUGUAACAGGGUUGACAUUCCCAGAGGGAUAAGCCAAAUGGCAAGAUUUAGGUACACUAGAAAAAUGGUCAGAGUUGUGGCAACUGACAUUUAAUGUGGAUAAGUGCAAGAUAAAGCAUCUUGGACGUAAAAACCCAAGGGCAGAGUACAGCAUAUUUGAUAGUCCUGACCUCAAGAUUAUUAUUAGUAGUAGUAGUAGUAGUAGUAGUGCCAUUUAUAUAGCUCCAACAGAUUCCGUAGUGCUUUACAAUAUUUCUGAGGAAAUGGAUUUAGGGUUAAUUAUUUCUGAUGACUUAAAGGUAGGCAGACAAUCUAAUAGAGCAGCAGGAAAUGCUAGCAGAAUGCAUGGUUGUAUAGGGAGAGAUAUUAGCAGUAGAAAAAGGGAAGUGCUCAUGCCAUUUUACAGAACACUGGUGAGACCUCACUUGGAGUAUUGUACGCAGUAUUGGAGACCGUAUCUCCAGAAGGAUAUUGAUACUUUAGAGAGAGUUCAGAGAAAGGCUACUAAACUGGUUCAUGGAUUGCAGGAUAAAACUUACAGUUUAAAGGAACUCAUCAUGUAUAGCUUGGAGGAAAGAUGAGACACGGGGGAUAUGAUAGAAACAUUUAAAUACAUGAAGGGAAUCAACACCGUAAAGGAGACUAUAUUUAAAAUAAGAAAAACUACCAGACAAGAGGACAUAGUCUUAAAUUAGAGGUGCAAAGGUUUAAAAAUAUUAGGAAGUAUUACUUUACUGAGAGGGUAGUGGAUGCAUUGAAUAGUCUUCCAGCUGAAGUGGUAGAGGUUAGCACAGUGAAGGCAUUUAAGCAUAGAGGGAUAGGCUUAAGGCUAUCCUAGAUAAAUGAUAAUGCCAGGGACUAAUGAAAGUAUUUAGAAAUUUGGGCAGACUAGAUGGGCCGAAUGGUUCUUAUUUGCCAUCACAUUCUAUGUUUCUAUCUUUCCAAUGUGUUUUGGAACAUUCCUUAUAAGACCAGGGUAACUAAGUAGCAAUGUUCUGAUUAAAAAACCUAGAUUUAAAUCUCUUUAAUUUGUCUAUUUUUUUUAAUUUUUUUUUGUCUUUAGAAAACUGUAGUCCCAGACAACAUUGGUGAUGAAGGUUUCUUUGAUCUACUAAGCCGAUUUCAGAGCAACCGGAUGGAUGACCAGAGGUGCAGCUUGCAAGAAAAUAACCUCUUGAAUGUUCCCAAAGGCACAUCUUCCACCCCUCCAAAAACCAUGAGAAAAUGUAGGUUGUGCAUAAAGACUGAAAACCUAAUGUCUGCCAAACAAGCUAUUUCCACCCCCAUAUGUUAUUCUAAGAGAUUAUUUCCAUUUACUAAGAACAUAGCUUUGUAUGUUCUAUUAUAGGAAACAACUUUUGAUUCAUAUUGGGUAAUACGUUAAAUGAAUUUAAUGUGCAGCAACAAAACUUAAAGGAUCACUAUAGUGUCUGGAAAACAAAGCGGUUUUCCUGAAAAUAUAGUGCCUUGAGGGGUCCCCCUCCCGUGGCGCUGAAGGGGAUAAAACCCCCUUCAGCCACUUGCCUUAUUCCAGCGCCGGGCUCCCUUGGCGCUGGUGACCUCUCCUCCCCCGUCGACGUCGGCUCCCUCAAUGCUUUACCAUGAACGCUCUACCCGAUGGAAGCAUAAUAUGCCUCCAGCGUGUCAGAUGCGCCUCUAGUGGCUGUCCAGAAGACAGCCACUAGAGGCUGGCUUAACCCCAAAUGUAAACAUAGCAGUUUCUCUGAAAUUGCUAUCUUUGCAUCUGAACGGUUAAAACCUGAGGGACCUGGCACCCAGACCACUUCAUUGAGCUGAAGUGAUCUGGGUGACUAUCGUGUCCCUUUAAUGCAUUUCAUGAGUUUUGGCUUCAUAAUCAUGCUGUUUUAUUCUCCAUUGAAAUCUAUUUAGUAUUUUUUCUUUUCUUUUUCUCUCUACAGUUUGGUAAAUUGAGUUGGUGUCUUGUUAAUGUUUACAAGUUUAUGGUCAUGAUCGUGAUCCAAAAUUAUAUAGCGUAAAAAAAACUCAGCCAAUAAUGAAAAGGGACUCUUACAACACAUUCUGGUUUCUUUUUAGAAGUAUUAUAAUAAUGUAUAUGGUGAUGACAAAAAGUAUGCUUAAGUCUAAAUUAAUUGGUUCUAGAUUUGACUAUAUGGUAAGAUUGUCAUAAUGUCUAUAGUUAAAUAUUUUGUGUGUUACUUAAAAAUUUGAUUUAUCUGGGGAAGGUAUAUCCAAGAACUACCUCUGGAAUGAAGAGUUAAUUUCCAGAUGGCCAAUAAUAAGACUGUCUUUGCAAUCCUGCCCUAUAACAAGAGUGGGAGUGUUCCUUUAACUAAAGGGUAACACAUUUUAUUAUUUGGCAUCAAUUAUUAUUAUUAUUAUUAUUAUUAUUAUUAUUAUUAUUAUAAUAAUAAUAUAUAUGUUAUUAGUGCACUUAGAACUUUCUGUAAUGUGCAUGUUCCCUGCUGGGAACUGGGCUGUUUGUCAGAAAUAGCAACAAAAAAGAAGAAACUCCAUCUUUUUGUUAAAUGCUAUCUAAUGUCUGUGUCCUGGCAUUGUCUUGUUGUGGGUUUCUGAGCCAAUGUAAUCCAUACAUUGAGUGCAGUACAUAUUUAACUACUGGCCUUGACAAAUAGCCACCCGCACUGUGUGUGUUUACCAUUUUCUUUCUGGUUGUCUGUGUGUUCGCAUUGCGCAAGCUUAGUUUAUCCUCUUGACGCUUUACAAGGAGCCUAAUGAGGGCAAUUUAAAGGCAGGUUUUAAUCAAGCUUGAUCUACACUGUAUUCCACAGUUCAUAACCAUAUUAUAUAUUCAUAUAUAAUCACAACACUAAUGCAUUAAUAAAAAUGGAAUUUUUUAAAACUGUCAGCACUACAAAUAUACAGACUGAAUCAUUUCAAACAAUUCUGAUUUACAAUAAAAAGUACAACAAAUUAAAUUCAGUUGAAGCAGUGUUUUGUAUAUAUUCACAUAUUUUAUUAUACUGUUGCCUUUUAGCUAUGUCAGCAUCAGCGGUGUCUCCUCACACAGAUGAGUUUCUUGAUCUGCUUGCAAGUUCACAAAGUCGCCGGCUUGAUGACCAGAGAGCGAGCUUCAGUAACUUACCUGGUCUGCGGAUUAACCAGCAAAAUAACCAGUCCAUACUGGGACAUCUAAUGUCCAGUGAAAACCGGGAGCCAGAUGAAGACUUCUUUGAUAUGCUGGUGAAAUGUCAGGUGGGGAAUGGUUAAUGUUGCCUUUAACAUUAAAGGGACAGAGGUGGUGUAAGCCAAUGCUUAUCACAUUUUGGAGACCAAGGGAAGUUUAAAGGAACACUAUAGGGUCAGGAACACAAACCUGUUUUCCUGACCCUCUAAUGUUUAAGCCAACAUCUUGCUGCCCUAAAUAUAGCAAAAUCUUAAUUUUAUUCCAGUCUGCUGCUGUUGAUUCUGCCUCUGAUCUGCUUGCUUGGCUGACAUCAUUAGAAAUGGGGGUCUGAGACAAUCACAAUGCUUUUCCAUAGGAAAGCAUUGAAUUGGCUGUGACUGUCAAAGAGGCAGAUCAGGGGCAGAGCCAGUACAAGCCAAACAGAGCCCUAGCCAAUCUGCAUCUCCUAACAGAGAUGCAUUGAAUCAGUGCAUCUCUGAGGAAAGUUCAGUGUCUCCAUGCAGAGGGUGGAAACACUGAAUGUCAGGGCUGCACACUGUGCAGCACUGCCCCAGGAAGCACCUCUAGUAGCUCUCUGAGGAGUGACCAGUGGAGGUAUCCCUAGGCUGGAAUGUAAACACUGCCUUUUCUCUGAAAUGACAGUGUUUACUGCAAAAAGUCUGUAUUUGUAUUUGUUCUGGUGAGUAAUAAUCAUUACAUUCAAUUAGCUGUAGUUGUUCUGGUGACUAUAUAGUGUCCCUUUAAAGUUUGUUGGGUUUAAUACAUACACAUUCUCACUUUGUGUACGUGUUACACAUACAUAGUGAGCUAUUUUGUGACAGAGGAAAAAAACUUCUGUUCAGUACAUAAAACCUGUAACUUGGAGCAGUUGUGUUAUCAAAAUACCCUGCUCCCUUGUAGUUGUAUAUUGUUCUAAAUGGUAACCAUGUUACAUACCGUAAUUAGUUUUUCUUUUAAAGUUAAGGUAUACUUAAUUAAUUAAAAUGUCCUUUUAAUUCUAAAGCACAUAAACACUGUACCUAGAAAUAUAGAAUAUGCUCCUGCAGUCUCACUGCUCUCUUCUGCCAUUAAGGAUCUAAAUAAUUUGUCUGUUCAUGCAACGCUGGCUGUGACUCACACAGCGAACAUAAAAAAAUAAAUGUUUUCAAUCAGAUUUGACACUAAACUGUGUUUUACUUUAGAAGUUUUUAUCUCCAGCUCUGUUGAAUUUGAAUCAAGCAUACGCACAAUAGAUUCAUGACUAUUAACAGAGCUGGAGAUAAGAAACCCUACGUUAAAGGACCACUCUAGGCACCCAGACCACUUCAGCUUAAUGAAGUGGCCUGGGUGCAAGGUCCAGCUAGGGUUAACCCAUUCUUUUAUAAACAUAGCAGUUUCAGAGAAACUGCUAUGUGUAUGAAUGGGUAAGGCCUUCCCCCAAAGCCUCUAGCGGCUGUCUCAUUGACAGCCGCUAGAGGCGCUUGCGUGCUUCUCACUGUGAUUUUCACAGUGAGAGCACGCCAGCGUCCAUAGGAAAGCAUUGUGAAUGCUUUCCUAUGCGACCGGCUGAAGGCGCGCGCAGCUCUUGCCGCGCGUGCGCAUUCAGCCGACGAGGAGGAUCGGAGGAGGAGAGCUCCCCGCCCAGCGCUGGAAAAAGGUAAGUUUUUACCCCUUUCCCCCUUCCAGAGCCGGGCGGGAGGGGGACCCUGAGGGUGGGGGCACCCUCAGGGCAUUAUAGUGCCAGGUAAACGAGUAUGUUUUCCUGGCACUAUAGUGGUCCUUUAAACACACUGUGCAAUAAGUUUAAGUAUUACAUUAUAUAAAUUUAUUUUUUAUUUUUACAGGAAAUGUGUGACUAAACAAACUGAUUUAACUCUUAAAUGGCAGGGAAUUGAGCAGUGAGAUUGCAGGGGCAUGAUCUAUACACCCAAACCACUCCAUUUUGCUAAAGUUGUUUUGGUUCUUAUAGUGUCUAAUUUGCAUUCAUUUGCACACAUGUGAUUUAUACAUUGUUAGUGAAAAAUUUGCAUUUCCCAUGUUUCACUGUGAUUUAUAUUUACAGGGCUCCCGCUUAGAUGAUCAACGCUGUGCACCUCCACCUCCUCCUAAAAAGGGACCCACUGUCCCAGAUGAGGACUUUUUCAGCCUUAUUUUACGUUCACAAGCUAAACGUAUGGACGAACAGAGGGUUACUCUUUCUUCACAGCUAAAGAGACCAAAUUCAAGUUAA
Pelobates cultripes (western spadefoot toad) is the source of this 48856-nucleotide messenger RNA. The record is from the annotation of a GenBank genome assembly. Lineage: Eukaryota; Metazoa; Chordata; Amphibia; Anura; Pelobatidae.